This is a messenger RNA of Podarcis lilfordi (Lilford's wall lizard), 49915 nucleotides long. The record is from the annotation of a GenBank genome assembly. Lineage: Eukaryota; Metazoa; Chordata; Lepidosauria; Squamata; Lacertidae.
AUGGAAUCUUUAUUCUCCUUGAUAUCAUUGAAUAAAUAUUAAUUAUUGUCUAAAUACAGGGGAUUUAUUUAUAAGUAUGAUUAUGAUUGCAGCUUGAUUCUGCCUUUGUUUGGGGUUGUACAUGUCCUCUAAAUCCCUCCCCACUCCCUUCUUUCAUUCGGUACUCUGGGGCAAGAGGACAGUAAUCCAGGUGAUAUGUUAAGCAAGACAUGUUGUUCUGGAUUAAUUCAGAAUGAAAAGGAGCUGUUAUUCAAGAUGAAUGAUGUCCCUAUGACUAAAAGGGAAGGGCACCAACACGUAAUUUAUCACAACACUAACUCCACUUUUUUUUAAAUGCCAGGAAACUUUGCUGUUGAGAAGCCCUGCCGGGGAGGACUGCACACUUCACUUUCCGGAGGGACAGCGGUUUGUUGCAGCAAAAACAACAGAGUCUCGUGGCACUUUAAAAGAUCAACGAACUUAUUCUGGCAUUAGCUCAGAAGCCACCUCAUCAGAUGUGUGAAGUGUUACCCAGAGUCACAGGUUGUAUAUACAAAUGGUGAAGGGAUUCUGAACUGCGAGGUCAGACGAAAAUGAAAUGCGGCAAGUACAGAAGGGAAUCUAACACUGGCGAUUGGGUAAACCGUUGUUGAUGAUAAAUCAGGCAUCCUGGCACUGGAUGAGCUAAUGAAUAAAUAAAGUGUGUGUGCACGUGACUGAACUUUAUCCUGACUCAAGUCACAGUUGUUAUCGCAGAACCUCUCAAAGAACUGCAAUUCGGCGCUUUCAGGUCGCAGUUUCCCUUCUCAAUUCCUUCGUUCAAGAGGUCAGUUUCAAGAAGCACACACCAUGCAUUGUGUUAAGUUGUGGGUGAACAUGUCAGACAACACAGCGAUUCUUCAAACAGCUCUUGUUUAUUCACAGGCCAGAACAGAACUGAAGGGUUCAGCCAGCUUGCUUAUAUAGAGCUCCACUAGAACACAACAGUAACCAUUUUCUGUAACUAUCCAAUCACUGAACCUCACUUUCAAACCCUUAUUUGCAUAUGUGGACCUGAGUGAAAACUAUCCGCAGUAACCCCCUGCUGGCCCAGGGUGAGAACUUCAGUGCAUAACACCUUGAAAGGACAGCACUUCCCCCAAAGAACUCCGGGAACUGUAGUUGGCCAAGGGUGGCCGGGAGAUGUAGCGCUUUGAGGGAGAAACUACAGUUCCCAGGAUUCUUUGUGCGUGUGUGUGUUGGGGGGGGGAUGUGGCACAUUUCGCGCCCUUUCUUGACAUGCGGCUGACUUCUAGUUACACCGCCGCGAGAUGGCGGCACUUCCACAAGCCGGAUGAAACUCCUUUGUUCGGCGCCGCCGCCGCCGGCCACGGGGCGGGGCUUGGGCCGCCCUACCUGUGCGCCACGAUUUGAUUUUGCAAUGCCGGCAUGCCCAGUGGGUGUAGCAUCUUCACUUCUGCUCUUAUAUAAUGCGGCUGCUUCUCCUCGGGGCCAGUGACAGCAGCACCUUCCCCGCCAGCACUCGGCCGCCCUGAAGCCCUCAGCCGGGCCAAAGUAGUUCCUCGGGCGGACCUCUCAGAAAGAAGCCGAGCACUUGCUCCGGGGUGGGACUUUGGGCCAGGAAGUGCUCGUGAAACGCCCCCGCUCCCAGGGGCUGCCAGGGGCCGGCUUCCUCUCCAGCUGCGGGGCGGCGGCGGCUCGGCAAAAGGAGACUCCCCCCUCCGUUUCCCGGUACCUGCCGCCCGACGCCUCCGCAGGGGCCGCGAUGGCUUCAGGUAGGACGACACCUUCGCCGUGGCAAACCGAGGGCUUUUCCGCGCCGCCCUCAAAGGACCUCGGGUCCGCGAACUGCUGCCCCGCAGACCCUCCUCCUUCCUUACCGCGCAGCCCGAAACUUCAUCGGGCCAUGCCUGAAAGAAAGCGGGAGCGGAGGGUGAAGGCGGCCGGAGCCAGAGGAGCUCCGGGGGGCGCCCGUGCCCCACCAGUUACCCAGCCCAGUAACGCGGGCGGCUGGGUGUGGGAGGAGGUUCAGAUCUCCAGGGCGGAGCCGGUUCCAGGCGAAAGAGCUGGAAAGUUUUGUGUGUGUAAAAAGCGGAUGUAGCGAGCCGAAGUCUUUCCUAGCAGAUCUCUUGCGCAAGGGCAGACGUUUAAAGGCGCCUUGGAAGCAGGGUCGCUUGGCCAGAGUUUGGGGUGAAGGCGACGGCUACCGUCCGUUGCGCUCGCGGGGGAAUAAUCGUAGUUACCCGGGAACUCGCUUCAAGUUCAAGGGCUGCUCCGCCGCCAUUUCCCUCCUGUAGCCGACUUCCCUUCCCUUCCCCCAAGCCGGCCUCUCUCGAGUGCAGCCAGGUUAGCUGCUGGGCUCCACAGAAAAAUGCAAGAUGUCCCCUCGAGCCAAGUUUCCCCCGCUGACCCCCUAAGUGGCACUUGCGCAACGGGCUGGUUAUGCAAACUCGCCCCCCCACCCCCACCCCCGGGCAGGGAAACCGGCUGCGAUUGGCGCUCCUCGCAUGCCGCUUCCAUGCCUGCAGCGGAUCAGGGCCGGGGAGCUCUGCCGAGGAUGCCGCGCCUCGGCUGCAGCAAGCGCCGCCUCCGCCCGCCGAGCUCGGUGCGGAGGGCGGCGCUCAGCAUCUUCGCAGGAGCCGCCGAGCCCGGCAGGCCUCGGAGGGGGAGGAGCCAAGCGUUUCGGAAUCUGGUCCAUUGUGCCAAGUUGGCCUGUGUUUAAAUGCGAAGGGGGGCUGUCUGCGCUCCCUGCCCUGCCACCGCCGUUUGCUUGGGCCGACGGCGUGGUCGAGGCUGCUUCUUGAGGCAGACAGCUUCCGGUAGAAGCGAACUCCUGGAAAAGGGGUCUGGCUGGUUGCCUGUUGCGGAGGGAGAGGACCCGAGAGCCUAUUAUAGUGCACAAGCUAGCUCGAGAGACACUUGCAUGUCAAAUCCGUUGAUUUCCAUCAGUAUCUUUCAAUACAUUUCUGUGGUCUUGUGGGAUCCAGUCGCCUCGGUUUAACCCGAUUGUGUUGCCGACUUUACAUUUCAUUUAACCCUUUGGCGUUUUCUUCGAAACCCAGGAAGAAGGCCGCAAUUGCUUUUGCCCCUUGGGAACAGCAAGCCCGGUAGUGUCUAGAAUCCCGUUUCUGCCAUCGGGCUGAUAAGAUCAGGAUCAAGAAGGGGCGUAUGUUCGAAAUCGCGUUAACACACCUCACUUUUAACAAUCGGAUGACUAACCGAUGGUGAUAUCGCCCCCUCUGUAAUGCAAACUGUACUUCCAGGUAGGAGGGUGCUAGUGAGGAAUGGAACCCGGGGUGGUAGUUAUUCUGGAUUAAUUAUUUCUCGUGGGGCGUGAUCUCGUGCGUGUGGCCUUCACGGUGCAAGGAGCCCAAACGCCCCGCACUAGAGGCGGGGUUUGUGAGCCUGAGACUGAAGCAAGGUGGGGGGAGGGCAGCGGUCUGGGCUGCCUGCAAGGAAACCAGCCGAUCCAGGGAUCCCCUGGUGCCUGUUCCCUCGGAAGCAAAUCCCCCCGAUUCCAAUGAGACCGACCCCCAAGUAACAGCGGACAGGGAUCGCAGGCCUUGCCUUUCAUUCAGCACCCCCACUGACGAAUCGGGGAGCAGACAAGGUGCGCUCUAGCGCAGGAUCCGACCUCGAUCCUCGGCUUAGGAAGGCGCGGGGGGGGGGUCUUUGUCCACCCCUGGUCUGGGAGGACCACACUCCAUCCAUCAGCGGCAAGAGGCGUGGCCUAGCUUAGUCCCCGCCUCUUUCUUGAGUACGGCAGCAGCGCCGGUUCCGAGACUUCGGUGGAGCUUCCAGGAGGCAGCAAAAAUGUCAUCUGGCGCUGGGCCCCCCAAGAGCGGAUCCCCGCUGAGGAAGCGGGCCAGUCUUCAGGCUCCCAUCACAGGAGGUGAGCAGGGCGUGGUACUGUCUCCUUAGCCACUAGAUGCUGCUAUCAAAAGAGAGAGAAGCUGGGAAAAUAGCAGUCCUGGAAUGGAAACGACCCCUUUUCCUUCCGAGUCCAGCCCCCAUUCCUUCACUCUAUACUGUUUUUCGGUUAUGUGUUUUUUCAUCUUUAAGCAGACGAUUGCUCCUUUAGGCUGUUUGUUGACCAUGAUAGGGAGACAAGAGCAUCAUCCUGUGCUUUUUUUGCUCAGAAACAAGUCCCGCUAAGCAUGCAUAGGAUUGUGUGAGAAUUCAGGGACCAGAGAGGCAUGAAGAGUACACGCGUUUUGAGGCAUAAAAUGGCAAAUCUUUCAAAGAGCUUCAGCAUCCAUGUGCCACCCUUCCUGUGUGUUGUGGAGCCCCGUUCUAUUGAGUGGAGCAGAAAUUUGGAUAUCCAAAUGCUUGGUUGUUGGAUUAGGGAGGAGGAACAUCUUUGACUAUCUGUACAGUGGAGACUAGAGGUGUUAGAAUGCUGGAUUUAAAGCUGUUGUUGAUUAGGAUAAUAUACUCUGUGUUUGUUUGUUUGUUGGGUUUGGGUGUUUUGUUUUUGUUAUUCUGUAUACAAGCCUUUGGAAGGCAGCAAUACUUGGGAUUCCUUCUGAUUAUGUCUUAGAUUUUUUAUUACAACUGACAUGCUAGCUGGGGGAAAGGCAUUUAGAUCUGCCCCCUUCCCACCAGAUGUGCCAGCUAAGGGGAGGAUGUUUAGAUUGCCCACAAAAAACAUAGUAAGAACUGUGAAUUUCCUGUGUAAUACAGCACAUCUGAAAGAUAUCUUGCCUCACCUUUUCUAGUUCCUUAGAUUCAGGCUUACUUUUAAUCACAGCUUGCCAGAAAUUUGGUGUGGUGUGGUGUGGUGAAUGCAAAAUAGUAAUGCUCAAUUUUCUUCUGAGCAUGUGCAGAGAGCAUGCCAUUUCUAGUGAGCCACCUCCAGCCAGCUGGAACAUGGAGUAUGGCUAGGUAUGUGUAAACCCUGGAUCCCCUUUUCUGAGAAGUUCAGCACUGUCUGUACUUUUCCUUUCUUGGCUUCUACCUUGUUGCUUAAUUUGAGGUAAGUGGGCCAGUAUCUGCAGUGCUUUACAGGUUAUUUGUGAGAACUGGAAAGAAGGAGAGAAGGUAUAUUCCCAAGUUUGACAGUUUUACUUUGAGUAUUUUACCUCUUGGGUUAGAUAUGUCUUUUGUAGGAAGCAUGGGAGUCUUUGCGCAUAAAAAGCACACCCUCCUUCAUGUGGGAGUACAUCUGCAGUGUGUGGGUAUGUAGGAACUGCAACUGCAGGAUAGGGUACGUGGCAUUCGCUCCUACUGAAGCAGGCUGCUGCUCCAUAUGGCUGUCUUUCUUGUAUCCUUAUGAGCUCCUGGGCUCUCUUCAUUUGGAGCUAUGAGUGCCCAGGAGCUGAUAUAGAACAUACAUAUAGUGUAGCUGUCCAAUAUGUGCAUACAGAUUGCUGUUGAUGGGUUAGAUAAGCUUGUGAUGUGCAUAUGCAUGGAGGUAUAUAUUUUUGAGAAUGGGAAUCAUGUUAAUGAUAAGGUGCCUGAAUUGAAUGGCUGCUUGUUGAUAAAAGAAAUAUUUACACAUUGUUUCCCUCCUUUUGUUUGUUUGUUUUAUAUUCCUAAAAUGUCUACCAUCUAGAUUGCCUAGGCCUGGAAACAUUGGACACUUUGGAAUUAUUGCAGGCAUUUCAUAGUCUUUCCUUUAUUUAGACUGGAGACGAGGGUCGUGAAUGGGGUUUUCGCCUCAAAAAACUAUACAGUAAUGCUUUCCUUAAAACACAGGAUUCCUAGUAGCCCGAGUCUUAAUUCUUCCUGAACUGCAUUCUGAGGACUCUUUUUUCUUUUACUGGCCCUUGACUGAGCAUUUGUGGCCACUAACAUAAUAAUUAAUAAUGCUGUUCUAGGCUUUUCCUUUUAUUCCCCACUUGCUUCUCACCAUGAGGUUUUGGGUACCCAAGCACAUAAUGAAAAUAGCAAGAGCUUCCAUUGGGGAGCACUUGCUUUGCAUGUAGAAAGUCCCAGGUUCAAUCCCCAGCAUCCCCUGUUAAAGCUGGGAAAGACUGUUAGUCUGAAACCCUGGGGAGCUGCCAGUCAGUGUUGACAGUAUUGAGCUAGAUGGACCAAUGUUCUGACUUGGUGUAAGGCAGUUUCCGAUGUUCCUUGGGUUUGCCUUCUAUCCCUUCCUGUAGUAAAUGGACAGGAUUCUCUUAUCCCGAUUCUAUAGAAUUCCUCUGGAAUGUUAAGAAGACAGACUAGCCUGGAGAGCUAUCCAUCCCAGUGUUGCAGCUGAGGUGGCUUCAUCCAUUCUCCAUCAGACGCUGCUGCUAUUGCUACUGAAAGGAGGACAGAUCUAGGAUUUGUUUUUAAGAAAAUCUUUGUAGCUUGCCUUUGCUGUAUAUUAAUUAAGAAAACUCCCGAUAUAUCAUACACCAGCACAUGAGGGAGUAAGCUUUGGUGUCUUCCUUUCACUGCUUAUGUGAUGGUGACAUUAACAAUCUGAGUUAUCCCACAUAUAAAUGUAAGAAGAGGGUGCUCAUCUAGUCCAGCAUCCUGUUCUCACAGCGGCCAACCAGAUGCUUAUGGGAAGCCAACAAGCAGGACCUGAGUGUAACAGCACUCUCCCCUAUUGUCAGUUCCCACAACUGGUAUUCUGAGGCAUGUUGCCUCUGCUAGCAGAAGUGGAACAUACCCCUGAUGGCUAGUAGCCAUUGAUAGCCUUCUCCUCCAUGAAGUUGUCUAACCAUUUUUUGAAAAACAUCUGUAGUCAGAAGUGUGUUGGGACUGGCUUCUGUCACAUCGUUCUCUGUACGGUGCAGAUAGUUUUUAAGGUAAAGGGACCCCUGACCAUUAGGUCCAGUCGUGGCUGACUCUGGGGUUGCGGCGCUCAUCUCGCUUUAUUGGCCGAGGGAGCCGGUGUACAGCUUCCGGGUCAUGUGGCCAGCAUGACUAAGCCGCUUCUGGCAAACCAGAGCAGUGCACGGAGCGGUACCUAUUUAUCUACUUGCACUUUGUUGUGCUUUCGAACUGCUAGGUUGGCAGGAGCAGGGGCCAAGCAACGGGAGCUCACGCCAUUGCGGGGAUUCGAACCGCCAACCUUCUGAUCGGCAAGCCCUAGGCUCUGUGGUUUAACCCACAGCGCCACCCGCGUCCCUGCCGAUAGUUUUUAAGCUGACACAAAACACUUCAUUACAUUACACCAGACUGUCUGAGUGCAAAUCAAAUGAUUUUGCCGGUGCUCUUCAGAGUGAGAUAGUCAUUGCAUCUUUUUCUGCCCUACCUUUGUUUCAAGGGGUGUGGGGGGGGGCAGAAUCUCUAGGCCCUUUGAGCAUUUGUGGAAGUAAGCUCUGAAAGAAACAGCAUGCUUCUUCCUAUGUUCUCUAGUACUUGAGAGAAUAUCAUUAUUACCACAUUGCAACUGGAAGUAAAAUACUUCUGCACAGCCAAGACCAUUGUUAAGUGACAGCGAGGCGUGCCUGGCUGCUUAGGGUGUCACAUUUUAAAAACAGCUCGCAAAAUGCCAGACGUGAUUUCAGUUAUUUUCUCAUCUGUAAUGGUACCCUUACAAUUCCAGUUUCGCCCCCUCCUCAUAGGAGGAAUAAUGGCAGGGCUGUGUAUGGUGUUGUGCACGUCUAUAAAAUUGUCACACAAGCACAAGAUCUGAUAGAAGGUGCAAAUCCUGAUUUGCUGAUGACCUUAGUUUUCACUUUAAUUUUUUUAAAAGCCUGUUUUUUUAGCCUAGGCCUGGAGACAUUCCAGAUGUUGCUGGACUACAGCUCCUGUCAUCCCUGGGUCUGACAGCUGUCAAGGCCAAAUGGAAUGGUGGGAGAUGGAGUCUAGCAACAUCUGGAGCGUCACAGGGUCCCUAUUCCUGCUUCAGGAUUUCCAGUUUCAAGGAGUUGGUACUUUAGUGCCCUAAACAGCUUUGCAUCAUUUCCUCCUUAUUUUGUUUCAAUACCCUUCAUUUCUCACAGCAUUUGUCCCCCCAUCAGUCUUCAGAAACAUCAUUUUGGGAUUCAGACCACAGUGUUCAAACUGAGCAAAACGGUUCACAUUUCCAUAUAUUUUAAUUGCAGCAGUUGGCUUUCCUAGGUUAUUUUAGUGUAGAAUUUGGAAUCUUUUAAAAAAAACCAACAGAAGUGCAUACAGCCCUUGGACGUAACUGUGUAGUAAAGUCUGUACAGCACAACUGCUGUCCCUGUCCCCAUGCUCAAUCUUUUUUAUCCAUCAGUGAAACUUAAUUGCAUUCACUUUGGAGCAAUUUGGGAAUUGUCCUGUCCUUGACUUGUCCAGGAUCACAUAGAAACAGGGCAUGGCAAAGGUUUGCAUUCAAAUCUGCUGAGUCUUUCACUCUAACCACUGCAGUCAGCUUUCCUUUGUUAAAUGACCCACCUUUGUCCCCUAAAGCUGUGAGGUAGUGGAGCCCUGUGCAUGUACGGGACAGAUGGUUUUGUUGUUGCUGUUCUCUUGUUUUCCUUACUGUAAUAAUAUUUGUUCUUUGGGAGGAAAGCAUGAAAUACAAGGAAAAUAAACUUACUACUGUUGUUGUUUUUUGAGAUACAUGUUAUUUUGAAAAGUAUAGGGAAUAUUGGAGAAACAGGAUGGAAGGGUUAUAGCUGCCCACAAAUAUAUAUAGCGAGAGAGAAAAAGAGAGAGCGUGUACUUAUAACCAGCAAAAUUAGAGCUUGAUAGAGAUCUCCUAGCCACUAUUUACCUUUAAGUCUAUGUAUCUGAGGCAACAGGGAAAUGUUAAAUAACAAACUGAUCAUGCCUCUUGCCUUAGUUUCCUUUGGGCAGGCAGAAUAUUUUGAGAAUCUCAUUUUUUUUUUUUUAAAAAAAUUUCAAAUAAUAUUGACUAGUCCUCUUGGGAGAAAAUCCUGAGAACAUAAUCAUAUUUACUCUUGUGGUCCUCAUGGGAGUAAAAUUCCUAGAACAGGAUGAUCAUACUGUGUGACCUAAAAACAUUUCUCAAAAGCAAAUAUUACAGUCACAUAACAACCAGGGGAUGCUUCUUUAGCUAUGAAUCCUGGUGGUAAUAACCUCAGGCUAAACAGUGGAGAAGAGGACUGACGUGCAGAAGGUGAGAAUCUUCCCCAGGCUUCAAAUGAGAAGUGACUGCUAGAAAAGAUGAGAAAUAAGGUAAUGGGGAUGCAAGAGGAGAUGCCUUGGCAUAUUGAGGUCCAAGGGCAGACCAAGGAAGGAUUUGGGUGUUCCAAGCAUGGGAUUGUGAGUGGUGGUAUAGCAGUCAAAGGCAGGAAAUGGAGGGAAAUGUGUGUUUUAAAAGAACAUUUCAUGCCAUGUGGAGGGAUCUGGGAAGUGUGGGAUCCUCUUUCAGCUUAUUUAUGUGUGUGAGAGAGAGCAUUUCAAAAUUACUCUAUUGCUAAAUCUGCAGUAAAAGGAUGGCAAUGCUGCUUUUGUUUUCUUUAGAAAUCUUACAGCGCAGUUCUGUUGUGCAGCAACGUUAAGUUGAAUUCUAACCUUUUGUGAGUGAAUUUCCUGAUGUUUCCUCCACCCGUUUUUGUCUUUUUAAAAUUUAUUUAAAACUGUUUUAAGCUGCCUUUCCAUAACUCACAAGCAGCUCACAGCGAAUAUUAAAAUAUAGUAAAAAUGAGCAAAACAUUAUAAUAGUGAAGAACAGGGGUUGUAUAGAAAAAUAACAGUGAACUAUCUAUUGAAAUUAAAAACUAGGUAUUGCCUUGGCACCAGUGCUUUUUCAAAUAGAAAAACAGGUGCUGGUAGUCACCAUGAAGUUGUUACAGUAAGUGCCACACUUUUAACAUUUGGGGGAUAGGUGCUGGUUCUGCAUACCAUUGAGUACCCCAGAAAAAGCACUGCUUUGCACCCUUCCUAAAAGCCAGUAAAGAAGAGCGUUUUCUGCUGCAAUGGAGUAACAUGUGUAAAGCCCUUGACCUCUUGCUUUUAACCACAGUACAGAAAAUGGGGACUACUUAGAAGCAAAGCCACAUGGAGCAAGCCUAUAGUUGUUCAUUGUUUAGCAGGGUAUUUUAGUUAUUGUUGAGUCACUACUGGUCAGUUGAGUUUGUGCUCUCUAUUUUUAGUUCUGUAGCAGUUAAAAAGUGUCCCCCCCCCCCCGUCCAACUAAUUCAGGUAAAAAUAAAUAAAUGAAACUCGAGUAAUAAACCUAUAAAUAGUCAUGGAUACACAAUAGCCUGUGGUCUAAGCCAGAUGUUGAAGAGCUGCUGUUUGGAAGAAGAAUUCUCUCUAGGGUGUGGUGACAAAAACCACUGAACCAGCCUUGCAAAUAAGCCCACAAAAGUUACUAGCCUGCAAAAUGUUUCGAGCUUGCAGGUGGGAAUGAUGGAAAGCUCCCCUUCUUCUCCAGGAGCCCACUACAUUCCUAUGCUAAGUGUGGCAGAAUAUAGUGCAACUCCAGUGUGUGCCUCUUGUUAACUCUCCCUCUGUUACUCUCAGCAGAUGUACAAAGCAAAGCACAGUUUUCAAAGGGCGAUUUCCCAGUGAAAUGUUGGAAACUCCUGCAGAAUGUAAACCUUGUGUCAGUUGUGUGAUCUGAGAAAAUUGUCUUGAGCAGAAGAUUUUAAGAGGGAGGCAAAGAAUGCCAGAUCCUUUUGAUUAAAAUCAGAAUUAUAUUUCCAGAGGUCUAGGCUGCCUGCCCUCUUUUUGUAUGCAUGACUGCAACCCUCUUUAGGCUGCUGCCAUAGGGUUUAGCUAUCUAGCCCAGGGGUCAGCAACCUUUUUCAGCCAUGGGCCGGUCCACCGUCCCUCAGACCAUGUAGUGCACUGGACUAUAUUUGGGGGUGGGGGAAAUGAACAAAUUCCUAUGCCCCAAAAAUAACCCAGAGAUGCAUUUUAAAUAAAGGUACACAUUCUACUCAUGUAAAAACAUUCUGAUUCCCAGACCAUUCUGCGGGCCGGAUUUAGAAGGCGAUUGGGCCACAUCCGGCCCCCAGGCCUUAGGUUGCCUACCCCUGAUCUAGCCUAACCACCUGCUUGAUGCAGGAAGUCCAAAGCUAUAGUAUUUCCAACAGAAGAGAAAACCUAGACUUACUGAAAUAGGGUUACUAGGGAGUAGCAUCCAUAUAAAAUAGUGAGCCUUACUUCUAAGUAAAUAUUUACAGUGGUACCUCGGGUUACAGACGCUUCAGGUUACAUACACUUCAGGUUACAGACUCCGCUAACCCAGAAAUAGUACCUCAGGUUAAGAACUUUGCUUCAGGAUGAGAACAGAAAUCGUGUUCUGGUGGCGUGACGGCAGCGGGAAGCCCCAUUAGCUGAAGUGGUGCUUCAGGUUAAGAACAGUUUCAGGUUAAGAACGGACCUCCAGAACAAAUUAAGUACUUAACCUGAGGUACCACUGUAUAGGCUUACACUGUUAUUGUCUUUUAUCCUGUGUGGGAUGUUUUUAUUUUCUCCCUGGUUGGUAUAAAAUUAUUUCCAUGACAACAGGCUAAAACUUUGCAGGCAGAGUUGAGGAUUGAAGCUGGGUCUCCUGUCCUAAGGCCACUCACAAGUCCACCUGAUAGACCAGCAGGAUCUUAGCUUUUUCUCUCCUCCACCAUCUUUAUUUACACCUAGAUAAUGACAGCCAUAUGCAUUCGCUGGAUUUGUGCUGUUCUAGUGCACAGAAGUGUUUUGCGAAUCUCACUGAAUACUCAGUACAGUACAGUGUUUUCUAUAGUAUUUUGAUUUUUGUUCUCCUUGGAUGAUAAGAACUAAUUGUUUACAUUUUGUUUACAUUCUGUCUUAGAUCUUGCUUAACUUUCAGUCAUAUUGCACAUAUGCUUCUUAUUUGCCGGCUGUGACUUUGUUGUCAAAUCAAAACCAAGUAAUAAUUCCAAAUUUUACUAAGCAACAACAACAACAACUGUGGAAAAGGCAUCAUUUAUGCAGCUUCCAUCAUUUCUCCGGGGAUUUAUUUUGUCAUCUGCACAAUGCAAGUAAUCCAGAAACAGGCGACUAAUGUUUGACAGAGGGAGUUAAAUGCCUCUUCCUCCUCCUCCUCCUCCUCCUCUUCCUCCUCCUCCUCCUCCUCCUCCCUGGCCCACAGACUUAUUAUUCAGUGUAUUUCUGUUGCUUCCAAGCAUCUGGCUCUAAGGCUGUUUUUGUCAAGCUGCUGAAAUUCAUCCAACAGCCAUUCCCACUCCAGUACAAAUACUAAGACUGAGUAUAAGGUCUGUGUAAAUAUAUCCCCAUGCUUCAUAUUUCUCUUAUCUGCCUCAUUUGCUUGCAACCCCAAUAACUGAUAUAUAUUAUUUAUUAUUGAAAAUACAGGUGUUUCUCACCUGUGGACAUAACAAUAUUGAUAGGAAAAAGGUAUUAGCCAUUCUAUUUUGAAAGGGAUUGAUGCCAGUCUUUAGGUGUCAAUCUCCUCAAAGGCUUGGCUGCUGAUCUGUAGUUCUCCACACACACCCCAUAUUCAUUUGAAAGAAAGCUAUAUACCUACAAAAAUAAGUAAAGGUAAAGGUACCCCUGCGCGUACGGGCCAGUCGUGUCUGACUCUAGGGUUGUGCGCCCAUCUCACUUAAGAGGCCGGGGGCCAGCGCUGUCUGGAGACACUUCCGGGUCACGUGGCCAGCGUGACGAAGCUGCUCUGGCGAGCCAGCACCAGCGCAGCACACGGAAACGCCGUUUACCUUCCCGCUAUAAAGCGGUACCUAUUUAUCUACUUGCACUUAGGGGUGCUUUCGAACUGCUAGGUGGGCAGGAGCUGGGACUGAAAGACGGGAGCUCACCCCACCGCGGGGAUUCAAACUGCCGACCAUGCGAUCGGCAAGCCCUAGGCAUUGAGGUUUUACCCACAGCGCCACCCGCGUCCACCCACUACAAAAAUAGUUUUAUUUUAUUUAGGAAAGCAAUACAAAACUGCUUAAUUAAGGAAAAUAUUUAAGCUGUGUAUAAUAAAAUAAUUGUCAACAAUACACCGAUAAGAGCAGCAUUUUUGUUUUUAUUUUAGAAACAAGUGCAUACACAACACUAUAUCUGGGUAGGCUUGCUGAAACAAAGAAACUAGCUGGUGUGUGAAAUGGUGUAGUGAGGGUGCCUACCUAAUGUCAAUAGGCAGGGAGUUCCACAGGUGCUGCCACAGUGAAAGGCUGACUCCUCCCAGAUGUGGAAAUAAUGAAGUUUACCUCCAUGGGUUUCAAAACCCAGUUUUGAGCAGUUCAGCCUGGAGCUUGCCUCUGGGGAUUUGGGGCUUGGCUGCUCUAGUGCCAUCCCUGAAAACACAUUUCACAUAAGGGCUUUGUGAGCAAGUACUGCAUUGGGUUGGAUUUGGCUCUCUCAACAAGAGGUGUGGGAUCCUUGGCCAGAUGGUUGAGAACUGGAGAAAGUCUGUGUAAGCAACAUUGGGGCACUGCUGCUGCUGCCGCUGCCGCCACUGCCUUGCUCAGAAAGAGAGUGAUCACUGGGCAGGCUUCCAAAACCUGCUGCCAGUCUGUCUUCAAAGGAUCGAGACUGAGGAAUGACAUGCCCAUCACUGUCACCCCUGAGGCCCUUCAUCUCCGUGACAGCAGACUCUGAGCACAGGCACCUCCAUUACGUCCUGCGGGAUCAGGAAAGGACAGCUGCUUCUCAUAGGCCAUUUAUUGUUCUUAAUUAACCAGCGGCUGCAGCUCUUGGAGACAAAGCUUAUAGGCGGCUUCUGCCAAGACAACCUCCAUCCCCGUCACCACGGAGCUGCCGUCCAGUCUGCAGCACAGCUUCGAUUCUUCCACUUCCUCUCCUUACCUUGGAACCAAACGAGAUCUGGCUUGGCGUUGUCUUAACACACCUGGGUGAUGCCAGCAAUGGAGUUUGUGCCGUAAGGGCUAGAAUGUGCCAUUUGGGAAGUAACGAUUCCUGUCUGUGAGCCAGAUAGAGACAAUCUGCUACAGAUGGCAGAAAAGUAAUAUUUUCCAGACUGGUGCAGGAGAAAUCCCUCAGAUUCUAGCCAGAGUGGGGUUUAAUGUUUGAGAGGGACAGAUAAUCACACCUUGCAAACUGACUGCUGGAAUUUGUGUGUAUGUUUACCAGACUCCUCAUAGCCUUUAGUGGGAAAAAGGUGGGGGGAGCACAAGACACACCCCUGUUUGCCCCCCCACCCAUGAAAUAUGAUAUAUUCUGUUUUAAAAUCAUACAGAGACAAUGUGAAACAAAAACAGAGAGGGGCAAUAAUAACAACAACGUUGAGCUUAACCAAAUAAGAAUCUCAAUGUAUUCCCUACAAAGUAUGUGGCUUGGAGUGUUCUUGUGCCUUAUUAUACCAGUACAUAAUGAAAACACACUCUUAAAGUUGAGUUAGCUUUUGUUCGAUUUCCCCCUUUUCUUACAGCAUGAACGACCAGUAUGUGGUGCUCUGUGCUUUUGUGUGUGGGUAGAUCUCUGCCAUUGCUUACUUUCAGAGAGAGAUGGGGGCGGGCGCUGGGAUACACGUCUGCAGCUGUGGCUGGCACGUUAGGGGUUAACUCCUCCUUACUUUGAGGCCAGGAGUUAGCUCUGCUGCGUGGCCACUGGUGGCGGAGGGUGGCUUCUCUUUGCCUGUCUGGCUCUGCCUGCCUCUUGGAAGAGACUGUCAUAUUUUUUUUGUCUCCUCCCUCUCCCCCCAUGUAGCUACGGUUGGUACAGCCCAAGCCGGCUCUGGAGCUGGAAUCCUGUGGGACUGCAGCUCUCAGAGAGGAGGCUGCGAAACACCGGCAAGAGCAGCGGCAGCAGGCACCUCUGUCUGCUUCGUCCUCGUUGCCUUCUUGUGGGCACUCUGCCUCCCCCAAGGGUACCUUGGAGGCUUUUUGGUCCACGCUCAGGGGGCAGAAGGUGAUGGGAUGCUCCUUGCCUAGCCUGCCAGCAUCUUGGUUUCCAGGUGGAGAAAAGGCAGAGGCUUAGUGAGGCCCUUAAGACUGCCAGAUCUGUAAGUGUUUGGAAAUGUCUUUUCCUUUCUCCCCUCUGGGGCUGGAUGGUUUUGAGUUGCAGCUGCUCGUAUUAAUCAGGAGUUCUGAGAUGCUUGAAGGAUAAAGUGAAGCCUGCCUGUUCUAUUUAAUGGGCUGGAGUUGCAAUGCUGUGCUGUUAAGGGGCAUGCGAUUUAAAAGCCUUUGACGUGAGAUGGGCAUGUGGCACUCAACGUAAAAGAGAGGGGUGAUUUGCUCAGGCUGCCGCAGAAGGCAAAUCCCUGAAAGUUAGAGCAGGAACACUGGCAAGGUAUUCCUGUAUUGAUUGAGGCUUGAGGUUUCUUUUUUUCCGGGGAGUGGGAGGUGUUUUGUGUCUCUGUGUGUAAACCUCUGGCAAUUCUCUGAAGCUGGGCUAGCUGACAGCUCAUCACUGAAGGGGACCUCCACUGGCUAUCCUGGUGCAGAUGCUGAAAUGUCUGUCUUGGGGAGGGGGGGAAGUGGGUAAUGAUGACAGCUUCUUUUGCAGUUGUGUUUAUCCCUAUCAUGUUCUCAGAUGCAUUGCAAGAGUUUGGAUUCCUUGUGAUGAGAAGUUGUUGCGAUGAUACCCACAAAAAAUGCAGGACUUCUAUCCCUUGCACUCUGUUUUAGUAUUUUGGUGGUGCAAGGCUUCUUGUGAGAAAGGGAGUUUAAAAACAAACAAACCCACACGUACUUUAAUUAAUUGAAUGUGUAUAAAUCUGAUAGCCAUUAGUCACAACCACCUGCAUGUACUAUGUACAAUAAAAUUAAAAAUGGGGGGGGCGGGGAACUAUGAUUCUUAUUAGUACUCUUUAAAGCAUAUUUCUGUGAUCUUCUAGUACUUGUGAAAAUACAGCUGUUUGGAAGAGGCUCCACUAUUUCAUUGAAAUACGUUCUAUAAAAACUGCCUAAUUUUUCACCCCAAGGAACUAGUCACAUGGCAAUUUAUCUGUGCUACCUUGUCUCAUGUUGCCGGAACAGGCAUUUCAGUGAUCAACAGAGGACUACUGAGAGAGAGUCUAGCUUUCUAGUUUCUCAGGGCAAGCCUUUAAGCCACUAUUAAACUAACCAUAAUUGCAUCCCCAGUGUUCGUGGGAAACCCCCAAGGGGUAAAUUGCAUAAAAGAAAAAUGAAUAUCUGGUCCUUGGAGUCGGAUUGAUGGAGCACCUAGUGACCUCUCGCCAACGAGAUGUCACAAUAAAGUGUCUCCAUUACAUACAUGUGAAUGAAGCCGUCGCUAUAUAUUACGGUAUCGGCAUAUGUCUGAAUUAGCCACAUUGCUGCUGCUCUGUGUGUGGUGGGCUCAGGAUUUCCAAAAGAGUGGCAUAACAAUAUGGGCAUGUGACCGACUCAGCAUCCGCAGCUAUAGUCUUGGUGGAGGAGCUUCAGCAUUUGGCCAGAGCUUGACUUAAGGGAAGACCAUUGCAGAUUCAGAACCAAGCAUGAUGAUGUGACUAAGUGUGGGAAGCCAUGUCCUGUCUUUACUUCCCCUAGGUAUCUGAGUGUAGGAGGAGCAGGCUACACUGCUGACCCCACUAAACUUUUGCUGCAACGUCACAAGGGGAUUUUUGCCAUGGAGGGUUUGGGCCUGGAAGUCAUGCUCCCCCGUUGGUUCUGGCAGGUGUUGGGAGGCUGCCCAACAAAAGCUGGGGCUCCAGACUGCUGCACAUCCAAAAGCUGCUAGUGGCAGUGGAAGAAAGGUUGAGGAAAUCUGUGUUGCCAUCCGUGGUGUUGCCCAGCCAGCAAUUGGAGCUACAGGAGCAGCUGUUCUUGGCUGCCCCCCUCAUGAGCUGAAGACACAUGCUGGCUUUGAUGGGGCUGCCAAGGCUUAGCCCUGCAAUUGGCCUGGCGGUUCCCCAGCUCUUGCUGUUUUUUUCCUAAUGAAUUGAUUGUUUGCACUGUGCACAGGGAGCCCAUUAGGGAGACAUGUGAGGGUCAUUAGCAAGGCACAGUGGAGCUUGACUAUUCAGGCAGUGCCUGGAUUGGGAGUGGGAGAGGGGCAGUGGGCGGGGGGGGGGGGACCCAAGCAAACACUUCUUCCUUCUGCAUAAGCCACUGUGAUGGAGCAGGUAGUCAGCCUCUGGGGCAUCAGGCAGGCAAAAACACUCUGAAUCAGGUUUGACAGUUGAUGGCAAUGCUCUCCUCCUUGUCCUAGAACAGGGCUUGAUGCUUCUGCUUUGUGGUGUGUACCUUGGUGACCCGCUGAGGGCCAGAUGCAAAGCAGGCAUUGCAAGCUUUCGUCGUGGGGUGGUGGUGGUGGUGGGGGAGACCUUUGUGUAGUUAUGGAGUUCUCAUGUGUCUUCAGUGAGCUCAGGAUAUGAAUGAACUCGAAGGGACUGGUUUCUCUUGUGUCACCCUUUCGUCGGGUAGUUGUGACACUUGUGAAACUUGCUCAGCAUCUACUAAGAUAAGUGGCCCCUCCCCCACAAACUGGAAUGUGUUGUGCAGAGGUUUCUGGGAAUAGGCUGCUAAGGACAGCAGGGCCAAUUUUUCCUUUUCUGUGACAAGUUUCGUUCUGAAGGAAUGAGCACUGAAAAUCUGAGUGCACAAAAUGCAUAUUGCCAGCUACUGCAGUGCAGCUGCUUUUGGGGCGGAAUCAGCAUCUGUUUUAAGUGCCCCCACGACAAGAAUUCUGGUUAUUGUAGAUGUAACAGCUAAGAACACUAGAUGGGGAAAAGCUAAUAAUCAUAUCAUUUCAGAAAUGACGUUUCCAGGUAUAUAAUUAUGAAAUGCUUUAUUAGACCCUGGUGGGUAGGAACACACGUGUCUCAUUGCCGGAUGAGGCCCUGGAGAUCCUGCCUGUUCUUUUGAACACUCUUAAGGCAGCAACAGCAGGGUCAUAAACAGCUCCUCUGGCUCUUUUUGGCCUGUUACUUUUAUCUGCCCUUACCCCUUUCCCACACUGCUACAUGAAGAUGGAUGCAGGAUCUGGAGGAGGAAUGGACUGGGAAAUGCGGUAGCUCCUUGCGUUCCUGUUGCCGUGGGAUGUUUAGACCCAGGCAGGAUCUCUAGAUUGUGAUCGGGCAACCUUUUGGGAAGGGCCAUAGCUAGAUAGUAGGGUACAUACUCUGCGUUGCAGAUCAUCCCAAAUUCAAUCCCUGGUAUUUCCAGGUGGAGCUGGACAACGUCGUCCCCUCUGAAAGUCUGGAGAGUUAAUCAUUGUAGAGUAGGCAACACUGAGCUCGACAAACCCGUGGUCUGACUCUGUAUAAAGUAGCUUCUGUGGCAAUUUGACCUGGAGAUUUUCUCUAAAGUAAUAAUCCUCCAUCUUGUAUUUAUUCUUGAGCGAUUUAUAGGGGCAACAGUGAGUGACAGAUUGCUCACCAGUCAAGCACCUCCAGUGCCAUCAGACAUCUUCCAACCAUCCUCACUUGUUGGCCUAUCACCCUUCGCCUAAAGUAAUUUCAACUUUUUCAUGGACAGAAACAAACUUACUUGAACGCACUGUUGAUACUAAAUACGAUUUAGAAGAAGAUAUUCUGUCUCUUGACAAGAAAAGGAAAUCAGUACUUGCAGGCCAGCUGAGUGGGGUUGAAAAGUGACUCUAGAUAGACAAUAGCUGGUUUGGAUGGGAAAACAAAUGGAAUUCCUUGUGUAGUGGGUGAUGUCAGUAAUUAUAGACAGGACUUGUACGAUUCAACCAAGGGAAUGCCAGAUCCUGUGAUUUAGUGUGGGCUGUGCAAGUGAGCCAUGAAUUUUCAUGAAUGUGUGUACUUAUGAUAUCCUCUUCAAAGAAUGGAAUGUGAUGUAUCGCAUGACAGAGAGAGUGGAAAAGAAGUAAGGACAUGAGGCAUUACAGUGAUAAAAAAAUGUUUGCAGGGAUGGUGGAUUGAUUGAUUAAUUUCAACACUUUUAUCCUAUUCAUCCAAAAGCUCAGGGUGGCAUACAUGGGUCCCCCCACCUCAUUAUCCACACAACAACCCUGUGACUUCAAUCUGGCUGAGAGAGAAUAACUAGCCCCGGGUCACUCGGAACUUCAUGAUGGUUGAAAUGGGAUCUGAGCCUGGGUCUCCCCAGUCCUAAUUCAGCAAUGUCACUUGGAGCAGUAUGGCUUGGAAAAUGGUACCUAGAAAUGGAUCCUUUUGGCUCCUCAGCCAAAUCCUUUUGUGUGGCUAUGAAUACCUGAAACUUUUAAAUAGAAAAGGUUCUGACAAAGCCAUGUAGUGUUUACUUGUGACAUAGUUGACCACACAAGUUAUGUAGAUUUCCUGUCUAUUGACAGCAUGCAAGAGUGUCAGUUUAUGUAAUUGCCAGUAGCUGUUGGUGAUAGUCCAGUUCCGCUAGAGGUGUCAUGUUCCUUUGUACCUUUGAACCUCCCUUGCCCCCCGCCCCAGUCUGUUGCUUAUUAUUCUCUACUUAGUAGGUGAAACGUCUUGCUUAGAGCUGCUUUUCAAAUCGACCCAAUGAAAAUGUAACCAUGGUUAGGUGAUCAAAGCUGUGCUGCAGGUUUGCAUCUCCUUUCUUGUCCAUCAUCACCUUCCUUACUUUCACCCUCAAAAAUUAACUUCACUCACCUGGUUAGAUUUGACUCUGGCACAGCAGCAUUAACAUCUGCAGCAGCACAAACAGGGAUGGAAGCUUGUUUGCAAACCAUGGCUAGUGCCAGUCAAGAUGUCUACAUGAGCCACGGAAAGGAAAGAAUUCAUAUGAGUUAGAAGAUUGCUAGUUUGGCACCUACAUUGGGUUAUUACGGAGGGAAAUGAGCUCUUGUUUGUCGACUGUGUCCACAUGGUGACUACUAUAAUGUGUGGAGGGUGCAGACAUGUGUGAAAAAUUGGUGGCAUGGACUUGGAGACCUUAUGGUUUAAAGGCACCACAGAGACAUGCAGAGGAGCAAAGAAAACCCAUAUUUUCUGUAGUGUGUGAAGCAUCCUUGGGAGACAUUAAAAACAGAUCUAUGAGCAACCUUGUCACAAGUUAGAACUAAACAACAAGAUAUGUAAUGGACCAAUGUAGUGUAUUCUACAACACAUACUGAGCACACAGCAGUUGGGACUCUGAUCUGCUUUAAAAAUGUCUCAAGUAACUACAUUCUUUCGCUCCCUUUCCCUUGAGGAGUCUAUUUUGUUUACCUUGCUUUAUUUUUAGGAAUUUUGAGGUCAAGACAUGUCGAUUCUAGCAGAAGGGAACAAAGUAAUUGCCUAUGACUCUGUAUUAUUUCACAACUUGCUUUGCCCCAGAGUCUGCAGAGGUAGGAAGUUGGGUCACCCCUGGAUUCCUGUGUGGCUUCAGAGAGGCCACUCCAUGGUAGAUCUUGGCCAACAGUCAGCAAAAGUGCUGUGGUUGGGCUGUUUGUAUUGAUUUCUCUAUCUGUUCCCCUUGUGCUCUGCAUGGGGAGCUAGGAGUGGUUGUGCUCUUGCUGCAGCGGCAGGGAGGAAAGGUCUGGUCUGCAAGCAUUUGCUCUCAUUAGAACGUUAAGGCCUGAGAGCUGAAAGCCAGUCACCCCUAUAAAAUGGACUUUGAGCAGUUUCUCCUGUGAGGCUCAGCGUAGGGUCUGGCUGAUCGGUCCAUGGUGUUUGCCUUCAGCCUCUGCAGGCGCAAACAAGAGAGAAUGUGUCUCUGCCAGGUUCCUUUUAACAGAACAAAGGAUGUGUUAUUCCCCUUAAUAGUCUCUCUGGAAGCCAACUUAAGGUACUCGUCUCCAGGCUGGAAGCUGAUUAUUAUUUCUACAUCAGACAAGUGGUAGGGCAAGCCUUACCAACUAGUUUAAACUUUUAGAAGGGAUGGGAUACCCUUUUUUGUUUUUGUUUUUAGUGCUUCUCAACCUCAAAGUGGAUGCUUAGAGUCUUGAAGCUGGUGAGAAAUGGGAUCCUUUUAACUGGGCAUGAUGGUGAGGAGACUUCACUUUUUACAGCAGGGAUGGGGACUGUGUGGUCCUCCAUGGACUCCAGCUCUCAUCAGCCAUAGCCAGCAUGCCCAUUGGUGAGGAGUGGUGAGAGUUGUAGUCCAACAACAUCCUCAGGGCCGCAGUUUCUGCAUCCUUGUUCUUCAAGAAAAGCAAUAGCAUCUGUUCAUUUUUAGCUAGCAUAGUCAGUUCCUGGCCCUGCCAGAAAUUCCUUGUUAAACAUGGCAGUAAGUAUUUUCAUCUCUGGGCUGGAGUCCUCCAUCUGCAACGUGGUUUGUGGUUGUCACAAAUGCUAGGAAGAAUGGCAUUGAAAAAGCCCAAUAAAAGGUGAUGCCAGUUGAUAAGGGAUUCUUCCCCAUUUGAAAGGAGAUCUGGUCCACAGCUCAGUGGCAUUUCCGGUAUUUUGAGGUCGCUGGAUCACUUUGAGAACUGACGUUUGAGACAUGGUGGGGUCCAGAUGAAUAGCAUAUGCUGGUUGCCUAUCCAGAGUCCGACUUUAAAUCCCUGCUGGGCCAGGAACAUACAGUCGCUUCCCUUGAGGAAGUCUCGCCUUCAAUCCUGCAUCUGUUCAAUGGGAGUAGGAGUGUCUUAUUUUGCAUGGCUGUUGUGAGCUUGAAUAAAGCAACAAUUGUGCAUAUUAUGUAAUCUGCCAAAAUUAAUAUGUGACUACAUAUUCAGGAAAUGAAUGGCCAGGCAUGGAAGGAGAUGUCUGGGAACUCUUCUCAUAAUGCCAAUAUAACGGUGGAUUCCAGACCCAACCCUUGUCCCUGGUAGCAGAGCAGCUGAAAAUGGCAAACAGAGGCGGGUGGAGCAUAAGAUAGUUCUUGGGCAUUUGCAAGGUCUAGGGCCCUGUGACACAGACUGACAGCUGGUAAUUUGAGUGUGGGCUUCGAGCGACUCUUGGGGGUGGAUGGUGAACCAAUGGAUCAAAUAGUGCUUGUGCCAUUUCCUUUUAUUUUAAAUGGUGGGCUCUUGUUGGAACUGGUAAAUAUAGCUCAGGAGCUGAUGAACCUGGGCUAUGUUAACAGAGACCAGAAAACAGCAUAAAAUUGGGCAUAUUUCACAGAGGAUUUCCUGCUUUUUUCCAAUAGCUGCCAUUCAUUGGACAUGGUAAGGGAUGGGUUACGAGCGGCAAUCAGAGUUGCUCUGUUUCUGUUAUUUUUCUUUUGUUGCAUCUGGUGACUAAUCCAGAGAAGGUCACACCAUGAUAAACACAUCUGUCUUUAAGGUGCCACAAGACUAGUUCUGUUUCUAAUGUCAAUUUUCAGUAGCAUCUUUGCUCUGUUGAUGCCCAGGGCCAGUCUGAGUUCUAGCAGCUUCAUACUUUUCAGUGUGCACAGAUGUGAAAAAGGGAAGGAUUGCCAGAAAGUGAACUUGGCAGUUUAGUUUUCCUUUGAAGGAUGGUGAGGUUUAGCAGAGGUAGUGUGUGCCAUUUCUGUGUGCACCAAUUGCUCUAACAUCUUAGCUUGAAUACAUUCCUGAGCCACUUCCUGAAGCAAAAGGAUGGAAAGACUGUAGAAUUAGUACAUUGGCUUAUAUAUGAUGUGGGUGGCACUGUGGUUUAAACCACUGAGCCUCUUGGGCUUACCGAUUGGAAGGUUGCCGGUUCAAAUCCUUGCGACGGGGUAAGCUCCCGUUGUUCUGUCCCAGCUCCUGCCUAGCAGUUCAAAAGCACGCCAGUGCAAGUAGAUAAAUAGGUACCGCUGCGGCGGGAAGGUAAACGGCAUUUCCGUGCGCUCUGGCUUCCAUCACGGUGUUCCAUUGCGCCAGAAAUGGUUUAGUCAUGCUGGCCACAUGACCUGGAAAGCUGUCUGUGGACAAACGCCAGCUCCCUUGGCCUGAAAGCGAGAUGAGCGCCACAACCCCAGAGUCGCCUUUGACUGGACUUAACCACCCAGGGGUCCUUUACCUUUUAUAGUGUCAUCAUCUUAGCACCCCUUUUCCCUGGCCUUGACACCUGAGAUGUAUAUUUUCAGGACCCACUCUAUUUGUGUGUGUGGUUGCAUUUUUUAUUGUAAGUUUUUAAAACUUCUGAUGUAAUUUUAAUCAAUGUAGCCCACCCCUGGGACUUUAGGGUGAAGGCAGGGUAAUAAAGUUGUUUGUUUGCUAAUUACAGUACCAGCAGCCACAACCUGCUUCCUUCAAAUGCAUGAUGUGGAGUGAGAAGGGAGUGAUGGUAAAGCCAAGUGUUUUAGCAGUUUCUCAAAGGAAAUGAUGGUGGUGGGGUGUCUGCUAAUCUGCAGAAACCUUUUGCAGAUGUUUCUUGGAAAGCAGGACUGUCCUACGGCAGUUCUCCGUUUUGAUCCAGGCAGAAUUACCAGCCGCUGCCGACUGGGACUGAUGGAAAUCUUAGUCCAGAACAUCUAGAGGGCACCAGGUUGGGGAGAACUGAUAAAGGCUGUGUUUGAUUAAAUUUCUCCUCUUCCCUUGAAUUGUUCUGAUCAGGGCCGUGGCUUUCUCUCAUCUCCCUGACUGCUGUCUCAUAUUUCCCACAGAGAUCCACGGAGGGCCGCGGUCCCGCCAGUUGCAGCCUGCGCGUUCCCUCCCGGGGCCUCCCCACUGCCUGAAGCAUUUUCCUGUUGACCUGCGCACCUCCAUGGAUGGCAAGUACAAAGAGAUAGCCGAGGUAAUGUUACUUCUUCAUUGCUGUUGCUUUCCUCUUUUAUAACCUUGGAACCAGGCCCGUGAGGACACCACCUCAGAGUUAUACCCACUCGCCCUGAGUUCCUCUUUUCCUUUGAUUGCUUUUUUAUGAAACAAGCUCAACUCUGUAACCCCGAACUCUGACAAAUGCAUGUGACCCCUCUUGCAUUUGCAAAGGUUGUGGGGAGGGGGGAGAGAUAAUCCAUGCAGCCUUUCACUGUUGGAGGUAAGGAGUGGGUUGCUUUCAACUCCUGGAAAUGGAAGGUGAGAGGGAAGUGAUCUUUGCCAGUUCCUCUUGUAAUCUCCUGUGCCCCUGGGAAUUGUGCUUGGUGGUGGUGGGUGGAGGGGCUGUGGGGAUAAAUCACCCUCCCCUUCUGUUUGUAGAAGCUUCUGCUGGUUUGACGCUUUGGCUGAAGUACAGUUUUGCUUUCCUAGGAUCACCUCUGUAUCCAACCCGGUGUUUGGGAGUUAUUUCUCAUUGAGUGUGCUUGUUGUGAGGUUUUGUUGGGGUGUUUCCCAGAGGGCCAGGUUGCCACAUUGUGCCAGUUAGUGCCACCCUGCAGUAGAGGCAUAAAGUGUUGUUACGUGGUCUCCACUGCCAUAAUGAUUCCACCGUCUCCCAAUUUUAAUUGUGGUGUAAAGGAAAGGUGGACCUAGCGUUGCUUGCAGCCCACACUGGUUGUUUUCGUCCACUGUUUGGGGAUGCCAGAUUCUAAGGUAGGCAAAUCUUGUGCAGUUCUGGGACUGUGCUACUUCCAAGUCCAGGCGUGGCAUGCUCACAGGAAAUGUGCAUUAGCCUAAAUCCAGCCUCAAAGCCUGGCAAAGUCUGUCCCAUGUGCACUUAAUGGUUUCUGGAGUAGCUGGAAUCUCUGUGAGUGAUGAACUGUCCUGCUAAUCACAGCAUUACAAGAGAAAGGAGGCGCAAGAAAAAGGAGAAGCUCUUGUUAUGUUCCUCUUAUUGCGUGAUCCAGUUCCAGGCUUCCUGUUUCAGGCAAUCAGAACAAUUUUUUCAACCUCAGUAAUAGGUGAGCAAUCUCUUGCUGGAGUGUGAACUGAGCCAUUGUCAGGGAGAGCGAUUACAGGAGUACUUUGGCCAGACUUUUUGUCUGGAUGGGCUCUUGGGUGCAUUCUCUCCCAGUUGGAAAGACUGAAAAGGUCCAUAAUUUCAACUGGGGAAUUUGCGGGUCACCGGCAAGCGGUCCCAACUUGCCUCGCCAGUAAUUCUGAUGCUGAUACCCUUUAACCUAUGUAACAGAUGUUUCCAUUGUAAUUGCUGGCACAGAAAUUUGGCUUUUUGCCUUUAGCUAUCUAAAGAGUGAACUUACCACAGGCAAGCUUUCAAGAAUCGGGUACCCGAGUGAAUUAAUUGAAAAUGCAUUUUGAUCGACCUACUGGCAGGCUAAGUAAUUGAAUUGCUUGUCUGAUUUAUUGGGGGAAAUCCUUGCAGAGCAAGCCUGACUCAGCACUUCCCAGCUCAUGUCUCUUUGUAACGCAGCUCGCUUUCUUGCUGCUUGUGCUUCAGGGCUCUUUAGUUGCAGUAUGGAAAUGUCCAUAGCAAGAUCUUGUCCUUUUUUCGUGAUUCAUGAGAGCUGUCUGUCUCCUUCCUUCAUACCUUGCUCUUGAACAUGGGGGGGGGGGGACUUUCUGGGGGGGGGGGCUGAGGGUCACAUUGCCCUAGUAGAAAAGCUGUGGAGCCAUAUACCUGAACCAGGUGGGGCCAGAUUCACACAAAAUCCUAAACCCUUGAUGCACACACAAUUUCUCUUUCUCUCUCAUAACACCACGCAUAUCAUGGAAGCAGAGGCAUAUUUUUAAUUAUUACUAGCUCUCUUCAAGUUAUACCUUCCAUUUCCUUCAUAGACUUAAAAAAAAAAAUACAUUGAACUUCCUAUACAGUGGUACCUCGGGUUACAGACACUUCAGCUUACAGACUCUGCUAACCCAGAAAUAGUACCUUGGGUUAAGAACUUUACUUCAGGAUGAGAACAAAAAUCGCGCGGCGACAGCGGGAGGCUCCAUUAGCUAAAGUGGUACCUCAGGUUAAGAACAGUUUCAGGUUAAGAACGGACCUCCAGAACGAAUUAAGUUCUUAACCCGAGGGGCCACUGUAUUUGUACUGCCUAUCCAAAAGGCUCAGUAAUUCUAGUGUGAUAAUGCAAAUAUGUUCAAUUCACAGCUGAAUUGCAAGUCCUUCCCCAAAAUUGAGAUCCAGCAAUUGCAAAAUGUGUGGACUACUUUUUGCAUUUCUGCAAAGAAUACAAGUUUGCUGUGACCUUGCAGAGGAAGGAGCCACGGUUACACAUCCUCUUUCGAUUUCUGCUGAGCAGCUGAUGGUUGGCAGGGCACCCGGAGGGCUGUAUAAAAUCUGGCCAGACCACGGGUAUCUCACCCCAGGUCUAGGACAUUAAAAGGUGCAUUCAUUUUCAAGGCUGGAAAUGUCAUUUCAAUCUACCUUUGCCACACUGAAGAUGUUAGGUCUGCCUUCACUCUUUCUGGUCCCAGACUGAUAGAAGUGUCAUAGAGCCUGUUGGUGGAGCUCACGUCACGUGCUGAUUUUAAUGGGUCCACGGUACAGACUUAUUAAAAUCACAAUACCUGAAGUACAUAAAUGUCGUAUGCACAUUGUAGAAAAGCAUUGUGGCGUGAUGUAGAUUAACCCCACCUCACAGGCUUGAAUAUACACUUCGAAUGUUAUGGCUUUAGUGGAUUCACAGUACAGGUCUGUAAAGUGUAUAUCUUACAACGUAAAUGUGAGGCAUGGUCCUAAGCAGAGAGACACUGGAUGUGAGCACUGGUGGUGGUAUGGAAGUGUUUGAAGCUGCCUGCUCUAGCUUCCACCUGACCUUUGUAGGAAGAAAUUAGGGCCUGCUUGAUGGCUCAGCAGCUGUCGUUUCCUGAUGUUGACACAUCCGUGUGUCAGAAACAUGCUGGAGAAGGCAGCAGAGAAGACGGGGACCUUGAGAUAUAUUAAUCAUUAAUGCACCUUUUGAUGACCUGGGCAAUGGGAAACCAGCAGCAGUGAAGUUCAUCUAACAGUCAUCACUCAGGCAAUUGUAAGUCACUGCGUUGGUGACCCCAUUGUCGAUUCCUGCCCUGAAAAAGCAGGCAUUGUGGCAUGGAUCCCACCCACAAUACUUUCGUGGAUGCUGGCAGAGUAUUCCCAUCUCAACAGACAGACUCCAGGGAGUCCCUCUUAAUGGACUCUCCAUGUUGGUGUCAGAGGUUUAUUAUGUGGGAGGCUUAACUACUCCUCCCUGCCCCACCCUCGGUCGACUGCACUGUUGUGCUGCUGUGCCCACAGGAGCUGUUCUGCCGUUCGUUGGCUGAGAGUGAUAUGCGCAGUGCCCCCUAUGAAUUCCCAGAAGACAGCCCCAUUGAACAGCUGGAGGAGAGGCGCCAGCGGCUGGAGCGGCAAAUCAGCCAGGAUGUGAAGUAAGUUGCUGUGAUGCUUCUUGGUCUUCUUUUGGCUCCUUUGUUUGGUAUUUCCAAGAGUAGGAAGGUGCAUUUCAGAGAAGUUCAUGAACAAAGACAACUGGAUGAAUAUGAGCAGUUGAGAACUGAGAAAGGUGGCAAGAAGCCAAAUGGGGAACCCUUAGUUGCAACCUAGAAUAGAUUGCAAUAACUCGGGGAAUAGGCUUGUUGGAGAAGACAUAGGUGGUCCAAAGAGGUGCACAUCGGACGUUGGCUAGGAUGCCUGCCAUUGACAUGGUUGUGUGUGUGCAUAUACAUAACUGUAUGUGUGUGCGUUUGUAGCUGGCAGUUUUACACAACGCUUGUCCUGCUUACGGUCUGUCUUGGGUGCCCAGAGGCUUUUCACUGGUGGGAUUGCUUUGUGGUUAUCUACGUUACCAGCAGGCAAAUAAAGGCCUCUAUAUUUCUUCCAGCUCUAUCUGCCCAGAGGUGGCUAGAUUCAUUUAGAAACCAGGACUGGAGAGAGGACAAAUAUGGCCCGGUACAGAUGUUGUGACCUAACCAUGCCUAGGCUAUUGGAAGUGUGCUGUAGGAGCAUUUGCUCCCUCUUCUCCAUGCACACACUGCUUCCCUUCUCCGCUUCCUGGGUUGUGGUAACCAUGCUUUGGCAUAAUGUCUGGAUUGAUCAAAUUAUGGUUACCACUGGCCAUAGUUUGCCUCCGCACCAGAACCAGAAACUCACAUUGAGCUAUACUUUCUGGUUCAGGUGGGGGUGGUUUGCCUGAUCUUCAUGGCAAACUGGUUGCCAUGGAUGAGGAGGGACUUACUAUUCAAAUCAGUAGCACUUUCCUGAUGGCCAAACCAUGGUUUGGUUUUGAUGUCUGUCCUAGGCCUUUUGAAUCCAUUCUCUUCUGUCUCCCAUAGCUGGUGAAUAUUGCUGUACAGUGUCUGCCAUUUCUGGUGUUGGUUUCUGUAUUAAUGCUAGUGUUUUCUUUUUUUCUUCUCCUCCUCUUCUCCUUUUCUUCCUCCACAUUUCCUCAUCUCUCUCUGUUUGUGUGUGUCUCUCUCUCUUCCCCCCUCUCUCUUUCUGUCUCUCUGUUUGUUCCUGUCUUGGCCUUGGCCUCCACUUCCCAUUUAUCCUCAGACUAGAACCUGACAUUUUACUCAGAGCCAAACAGGACUUCCUGAAAAUUGACAGUGCUGCUGACUUACAGUGAGUGCCUGGCAUUAAUUCUCUCUGCCCUUGACUCAGGGGUGGGAGCGGGAGCACCCUGCAGGCUGCAUCCUCAUCCUCUCCCCACCUUGGCAGGCACAAAGGAAGUGACACUCUUGCAAGAGUUCUAUCCACCUGCAUGUGGCACAUUCCCACUCUCAAUCAUGCCACUGCUGCGUGUGUGGUCAAUUAAUUAGGUGCAGAUACUGCUAAGUCAAACUAAGACAUGUGCAGGCAUUUGGGACUGCCUUGUGCAGGCUUAAAAUGGGGAGGAGGCAGAGGCAUGCAUACACAACCCUUGCACCUUCCCUCAAAAUCCCAGUGCAUGCCAGCUCCUGUUCAGACCUUCCUACAAUCAGUGCAAAGCUCUAAAGUGGGGGGAUUCUAUGUGGAACAUGCUUAGAAAUCCCCCAUCAGACCUUGUACAACAUGGGAUAGUCCGAAGUGGGACCAGGAGGCACAAGGAAGUUGGGGUUGGGUGGGGCUUGCAUUUGUAUCCCUCGCCUCUCCAUCUUAAGUCCACAUUAUUUUGCCCCCAAUGUACAAGUAGGGCUCUGAUCUUACCAGCAGUGACUGAGAGACAUGCCAUAUAGCCUGGGAGCAGGCUUGGAACUGAACUUCAGAGUGGAAAGAUGGUGUAAAUCAGGGGUGGCCAACUCCCAAGAGACUGCGAUCUACUCACGGAGUUAAAAGCUGUCAGUGAUCUACCCCAUUUUGGGGGGUUCAGGUCAAAGUUAAUGGGCUUUUUUUAGGGAGGAAAGCCCUGCUGAACUUCUUUGGGGGGAGCCAAUGAUCUACCAGUGGUCUACCACAGGCAUCCAGUGAUCUACCGGUAGACCACGAUCUACCUGUUGGACUUGCCUGGUGUAAAUGGAUGAAGUGAAUCUCCCCUCGCCUCCUGGAGGAGAAUGAAAGUUCGGUGUUUUAGAAUGGAGAAAUCCUUGCGGAGGAAAGGCCAAAGCUAGCCACUGUUUUGGUGCAUGUGUCAAGUUUGGCGAUCCCUUCUGAGAAGUAGAUGCUGUUCAGCUUGAGAAGCUGGGAAGCCCUAUGGCAACUAGGGCAGGCAGAAGCGCCUUUGAUCCCGAGCUCACCAUGGCUCUCGACACAGCUGAGCGGGGGAUUCCUCCCUUUCCACUGCUGGUCACUUUCACUUGUUCCUUUGCUCUGAGCUCCAUUUCCCUCCUGUCUUUUUAUUAUAACGGUGAUGAUUCUUUUCAUGGCAGGCGCAGUGGGUGGAUCCACCCUCUUGUCUCUGUGUUUUAUAUUUCUUCCCCACUUCCCCUCUUUUCAUGGUGCUGGCUGAGCAGCUCAGAUCCCUAGUAAGCCCAGCAAGGUCCUUGUCAGGGCGUCCCUUGAAGACCAGCUUCUUCAGGCCCUUGCUGGAUCUCUGCUUCUGGUUCUGUACAUCUUCUGCCAGAUGACUGACUUCAUGCAGUGCAGAAAGGGGCAAGCUGUGCAGAAUGAAAGAGCCCUCCCCUGAGGAGCAGGAACCACCUUCCUGAUACGUGGGCACCCUGUUUGACUGUCCAAGGUUCUGAAGCUGUCAGGUGUCCAUGACUGUCUCCACCCCUUUCCGUAGUUCAGGGCUGCUCUCCCUGUGGUUGGCGGGGAGGUUGUCCCUGUCUUGAACGUGUCUUGUGUGUGGUACGUCCUGCUUUGAUGUCUUGAAGGGCCUCUUUCGAAAAGGGGACUCCAGUGAGCACGGCAGGAUACCGGCAGAGCCAAAUCUGUCAUUUACUGUUGCUCCCUCAACUCUCCCCUUUCUUUCCUCUCCCCCCAGAUUGUUUAAGGAGCAGGGAGAGGACCUGGUGGACCAGUAUCCCAAAGAACGGGAUGUGCUUCUGGAAAGGGAGUUCCAGAGGGUCACCAUCUCCGGAGAAGAGACGUGCGGGGUAAGACUGACGGAUUCAGAAACUAGCCAUCCAUUUGCACCCAACCACGCACACCCACCCACAAUCUCCCGCAAAGGCUCUGCCACAGGGGUUCCCAGACGGUGGUCUACAAGCUUCAUGCGAGUGAUCCAUGCUGUGUUUGUAAAAAAAUGCGAUUAAAAACCAUGCAGCAUCCAGCACAGUGCUUUACAACUUUUCAGCAGACGGGGAAAUCAUUCCGUGGUCUGACAAUGUGUUCCGCAAUGUUUAGGGGGAGCGGGCGGGUUGGGAACCACUGCUCUACAACAUGCUGCUUUCUGACAGCAAUCAGAUAGCCUUCAGGCAGGAAAUGACUCCAGUUUUGCCCUGGAAGGGCCUUAGCUCAGUGCUAGAGCACAUUGUGCUUUGCAUGCAGAAGGGUCCAGGUUCAAUCCCUGGCAUCUCCACUUUAAAGGAUCAGGUAGCAGGGAAUGUGAAAGGCCUCUGUCUCCCUGAGCCCCUGGAGAGCAGCUGUUGGUAAAAAUAUGCAACCCAUCUAAUAAACCAGCUGGACAAAUAGAAUUUACUGACAGGCUCUGUAUUUUGUAUUUUUGGUGCUUUGUAGUUUGAUGUUUUGAAUGUUUGCUGUGAGUCACUUUGGGCACAGCCAUUGUGGAAAAUUGUUUAUUAUUAAUUUAUUUCAAGUAUUAAAAUAAUUUUCUAACUUUGAUUUUUUUCAACACCCAUGUUGUAAGUGUUACAAAAUUGCAGAUGGGAGUCUGGGGCUAAGAAGGGGAGCUCGCCUAACUUCACCCAGUGGUUCCAUUUGGAUACUUUGCUAAACUUCAGCUUAGUGUGCUGUGAAUGAGCCUAUGUGAGCUUCUGGCUCAUAUGCUCCCCCUUUCCCCCUCCUUCUGGAAUUCAGACGCUUUUACAUCUGUUUUUGCUUAAUCUCGUGUUUCAGUGUUCGCUGUGGAUAAAGUUAAUGAUGGUUUGUUUGAAACAAGCCAACUACAAACCAUAGUCAACAUUAACCCCGGUUUAUGGUUUGAAUGACACUAAACUAUGAUUAACUGAACUGUCUGUUAGGAACCUCUGGAGUGAUUUGAUUUAGCACGAAGAAGCUGCAGCACCUGUCUUGCACUUUCAUUGUGUUUAUUUAUGGAUACUGAAGUUCUGCAUGCAAACUGGCUUUUGAUCGAUAUCUUGCGAAGCAGUUAGAGUUACCUAACUCAGUCCCUGUGUUUUUCCAUUUUAUGCACUGAAUCUCUGAAGACUUCCUUCUGGCUGCUGUUUUGAUUUUCUGGCCUUCGUUAUAUAGUUUGAAUGGAUCAAUUAGCAUUUUGUGGCUAUUUGAAAUUUGCACUUGAUAGAUUUGCCUUAUUGGAGACAUUAUUAUUAUUGAUAUGUUAUAUAUUCUUGUCUAGCGGUUCACGCCGUCUGUUUCCUAGCCUGCCCAUCAUGAUUCCUUGAUAAGUGCUGUUCCCAGUUCAGCUAACUGUUUUUCUUUGGCUCUCCCCCCCCCCCCCAGGUGCCUUUCACAGACCUGCUGGAUGCUGCCAAGAGUGUGGUGAAGGCCUUGUUCAUUCGGGAGAAGUAUAUGGGGCAUUCUUUGCAAAGCUUCUGCAAGACCACAGCCCGCUUCCUACAAGACCUUUCAGAAAGGCCUUUGGCCCCCAGGAUGUAUGAGGAGAUCCCCGAGACCCCUGGGGCUGGAGGUGAGGUCUGAAUCUGGGCCUGUGUGUGAGAGGGCAUUCCUUUCAGCAAAGUAAUUCCAGUAAUGGAGGUGCCUAAAGUGGCAGACAGGAAGAGGAACAUGGAUAAGGUUUAGAUUGGUCCCUGGCUACUUACAAGGUGGUCAUGGUAUUGAUGAUGCCCUUGCGAGGCCAGCAGGUAGUGGAAGCCAGGGCAUGGUCCAGAGGCAGCUCCCCUCCUCUCCCACACCCAAGGAGAGCUGUGAGGCCAAGUCGUACAUUGCCUCCAGCUUUGGGGUAGGCAAGACUGGGUAGCUGCAAGAUCUAUUGGGGCAUCUCUUCAUGUUUCCAAGGGCUCAACUACAAAUAAUUUUUAAGUGAUCCCAUGGAAAGAUGCUAGAGCUAUGGGGUGAGUGUAGGGCCAUUUGCUGAGAAAUGCUGAAUUCUGCAAUUGUUGGGUUCCAGUUGGGUGCAUUUGGGUAAUCCCCCCCCCCAUUCAUUUUAUUCAGAUUUUUUUAGUCUUUGGGGGGCAAGGAGCUUAUGUGGGGUGUUGAAGUUCUAGCAAAUGUUCAGUGGCAGCCACCCCUCUGGAUUCCGAGAAUUCAGUAGACUUUGCCCCCACGUUUCAAAAUGUAUUUUAUGUCAUGAGAACUAGAAAUUUGCUUGCUCUCAAAAAAAAAAAAAAAAAGGACAGAGAUUAUGAGAAAAAUGGAACUUUGUACCCAUUAACUACCCAUUAAUUCUACAAGGUUCCUGUGCUCCCGUGGAGUCAGCCUUGGAUGAUUGGGAGAGAUGGUGUGACUGGGACCCAGUGAGACUGUGCCGUCCCAUAUUGACUUGAUCUGUCAUGUUCUGUAGCUGAACAACCAUCACCGAGCUUGCUUGUUUUGUGCCCCAUGUGCUAGCUUUUCUUUCUCACCAACUCUUGCUAAACAAGCAAGCAAGCAGGCAGGCAGACAAACAAUAACUGGAUAAGGGAAUGUGCCAUCAACUUCAAGGAGAGAGAUGGUUCUUGAGAAUAAUUAGUUUUAUUUUUUGUAUUUUGGUUUUCUGUUUAAAAUAGUAGGUGAAAUAUCCGUAGUGAUGAAGCAAAAGUAUACCCUCUCAUUUGCUCUUUCCCGUGUUGCAGAUGCUUCAGGGCACUCACCAUUUACAAACCAGCAUCCUUAUGAGAAGUGUGACCCUGAAUCAAUGCCUGGAGACCUUGGCUUUGGCCUGAAGAUGGUCAAUGGAGUAGUCCAUGUGUACACUAAGCAGGACAUCACCGACAAGUAAGGGGGAAUGGGAGAAGGCAUGGCAAUUUCUUGCUGGGUACAGAUGCCUUGGUAUGCUAACAGUGCUUCUAGGAAAAUAUGUUCUUUAGUGACAGGUAAAUUUUGGAGGUGAGCAGAGGUCAUUCACGGUGAUUUUAUCCAUGGCCCACACCUAAAUGGCCAAGUUAUUCCCUGUUUUCUCUGUAGCUGGGAAUCUUGGAUGCAUUUAGCUCAAGUAUCUAUAGAAAUGGCAUAUGCCUAAUGAAAGUGAAAAUUCAUCUAUAGACAUCCUGAGCUUUUAGGAAGUCUAGCUCCAUAUUCUUAUGCAGCAUCUUGUGAAAACACUGUUCUCAUGCAGAUCAUAAUAUAUGCACACAUGAUGUCUGAUAAUGAACACGGUUGAAAUCACUGAAUCUUGUGCUUUCUUCCCUGUAUCCAUUUGCCCUUGGAAAGUAUAGAAGGGAAUAUUUAUACUACAGGAGCUGGGGAAGAAAGUGUGAUUGACAACCGCCUACACAGCUUUGAGAGCACAGAAAGGCAGAUCCACAUUUUAAUUGGGCCUGUUCGUUAUUUGAACCAAACAGCACAUGCUGUUUUCAAACUAGAUUAAGCAAAUCAGUAAAAUGUAUGAAAACUUUAUUGUUAUAUUUUUUUCCUUCUUACAUAUUCAGAGUACUAUACAAUAAAACUGAAUUUAAAAAACAUCAUAUUCUAGCAAAAUAGCUAUUAACCAGUUUCAGACACCUAGGUAAAUCCUUGCAAGCAACCAAGGUGAAGGAAUGAACGCGAUAAUACAGCUAGACAGGACUUCCUGGACAAAAAGUUGAACCUUGCAUGGGAUAGUUUUGCAUGAAAUGGAAGUUCCUCAAGCUUGAACCCUAGUUGUGAUUUUUGAUUAAAUACUGACAUAGCAGGAAAACGGGCAUAGAUAAGGGAGGAAAAUACAAUAUACAUACAAUAAAAGAGCACACAUACAAUAAAGAACACGAGUCUGUCCCAGAAACAAUCUGUGUUUUUCUCAAUGCAUUUCCAUAAUAGUAACUGCUAAUGCCUUACAGUUUCUUUUAAAGUGAAAGUUCACAGGAAUCUUAAUUUUCUACUUUGUAUGGAAAUAUCAGUUAACCUGAUUUAACAGAGUUGGUGUAGUAAGCAGCUGGAUAUUCUGGCAAUUUCAAUUUGAAGCAGUAGUAAUAACUACCAAAUUCUAUAUUUUGAGCAUCUUGUUUGCCAGUUUUCUCUUGAGCUAACGCCUUUUUUAGUAGCUUCCUCCCCUUUAGUUCUAACUAAUGAUUUUAGAGAGAGAUCUUCGUUUUGUGCUAUUGGCAGUGCUGAUCUUGGCUUUUCCUCUCAUUUUACACAUAGAACUAUGCAAAAUACACAUCUGGACAACAUAGCUCUCUUGAUUCUUGUUUACUUGUGUCUGUGAUCUUGUUUCAUCUUUUGCCUCUUUUUUUUUUAAAGGACCACAGAACUAGACUUGCCUUACCCUGACCUGCAGGAGUUCAUUGCUGACAUGAAUGUCCUAAUGGCUCUGAUCAUCAAUGGUCCAAUGUAAGUGAUGCCAUUAUUUUAUUUCUUUCAUCUUUACGUGCAGGAGCAAGCUCCUUCUUCCAAAUGACAAUUCAGUUAAAUGUGGUUAGGCUCACAUCCAAGCAGGGUGGAUGUGAGCCUAUCUGGUAACUAUCAUGGAAAACUAGCAGCAAACCCCUUUUUUCAAUGAAAAGGCCUGAGUAAAUUCAUGAGGGGUAGUUCUGGUGAUUGCUACUUGCCAUGAUAACCUGAAGUACAAACUUCAUGGUCAAACUGAGACACUUUUGAUUACGAGAUGCCAGGAACUUACAGUAAGGAUCAACAUGGCUUGCUUUGGAAUUUCUCUGCAGUAUAUGUCUGAUCAUUCUUGAGCUGGCUGGAACAUGGACCUGACCUCGCAUGGCAAUGUAUUCUGAUGUUAUGGAAUUCCUUACAAUUCGCUCCCUUAUGUCUUUGGUAAUUACCCACCCACCCAGACCACAUUAGAAAUGCUGGCUGUUACUUGACAAAUGCACUAGGCCUGAGCCUUCUGCAAACAUAGAUUUAAACCCCGAAUUAGGUUUUCAUGAUUUACAGUGCUGGCUACUAUGUUGAGAAAGUGAAGGUCUGAUUUUGGUGUGGUGAACUAAACCUCCUUUCUAAUGUUUGGCCAGAAAAUCCUUCUGCUACAGACGCUUGCAGUACCUGAGUUCCAAGUUCCAGAUGCACGUCCUGCUCAAUGAGAUGAAAGAAUUGGCAGCUCAGAAGAGGGUUCCGCACCGCGAUUUCUACAAUAUCCGGAAGGUACUGACAUUCUGUGUUUCAGGAGUAUGUGCCUGUAGUUUUCAUUACAAAGAACUGGACUCUGGGGAACCCCAGCAGUUACUGCAGAAUGCUCAGUCGCUACAGCCCAAACUGCCUGGCCUCUGCAAUGCCAAAGGAAGGAACAGCAAGUCUGAUGGAGACGUGGGCCCCUCUCCAUUGGUACCUCUUAAUAAACAGGCACUCUCUUUCAAAGGCUUGUUUUUGCACCCUGAUUCCUUAGAUGGCCUGACAAAUGGUUCCCUGCCCAUUUGAGGGUCUUCCAGGCAACCAUAGUGGCAAGAAGUGUCAUGGUGGCUAAAUAAUAAGCAUUUAUAUACAGAUAUAUUUUUAAAUUUUAUUUCAGUCCUUAAAAUGGGUGGGAAGCCUAUGACCAUCCAGAUAGUUUGGACUCAUGUUCCCUUCAAUCCCAGCCAGUGUUGCCAGUGAUGAGGGCUGAUGGGAGUUGUAGUCCGGCAGCAGGUUCUCUUCCCGUGUUUUAAGGUUAGGGAUUGGAGCUUAGAGAUAAUAGAUUUCCCUAAAGCCAGCUGGUGGGUCAAUGGCCAAGGUCAGACUUGAGCUCUGGGCUUCCUGGCCCACAUUCUUAACCACUGAUCUCUUGAGCAGGUGGACACGCAUAUCCAUGCAUCAUCCUGCAUGAACCAGAAGCAUCUGUUGCGCUUCAUCAAGCGGGCUAUGAAGAAGCACCUGGAGGAGAUUGUGCAUGUGGAGAAGGGCAAGGAGCAAACUCUAAAGGAGGUCUUUGAGACCAUGAAUCUCACAGCUUAUGAUCUCAGCGUAGACACGCUUGAUGUCCAUGCGGUAUGUCAAAUAAGAGCCUUCACAACGUUAUUACAGGCCUUAUAUAGUCAUUUGCAGUUUGCCAAAUGGGGACGAAGAGAAUUGCAGUCUUUUGUCUUCAUGGUAACUUAAUUACAACAAUCUUUGUUGCUGCCUUUUCUAAUAGGAUCGUAACACCUUCCAUCGCUUUGACAAGUUCAAUGCCAAAUAUAACCCCAUAGGCGAGUCUGUGCUGCGGGAGAUUUUCAUCAAGACAGACAACAGAGUCUCUGGAAAAUAUUUUGCCCAUAUCAUCAAGGUAAGCAGAUCUGUCCUUAGUUGUGUACCCAGGAGCUUCUACUUAUUGCCAGAGUGCUGAAUAAGCUAUCCAAACUCUGUAUCCCUAUUCUUGCGUUGUGUGUGGUUUUAAAACUUGGGAGGAGCAUUCAAAUUGAGUUAGGGCAUCUAGUGAACCAGGAGAUGGGACAGAGAAAGGGAACCAUGCUGGGCAGUUGAAAUUUCUUGACUACUAGCAGCCCACUUCAUCCCUCCUGGUUUCUGAGUUUUUCCCAGAUUAAGUAUUGCUUUUUUGCAAACUUUGCCCUCAGACUUGAGGUCUUGAAACGUAGCUUUUGAAGGAGAGCAUACAUUCUUAGGCUGUCAAAAUCUGUCUGGUGCCAGCUUCCAUACUUGAGGAAGUAAGGGGAAGGCACAGUAUGAUUUCUUCUAUUCAUCUCAAUUUGGGCUUGCAGGUUUCCCAGGAGAAUAAUGAAAGGCAGUCAAGAUUCUAAGUUUCAAGAUCUUCUUCACUCUGUCUGCUUUCUAGAAUAUUAGGAAUAGCAAUGCACCUGUCUGGGGAUAAAAAAUAGGGCAAAGAAAGCAGUCAAUUUUGAGACAGUAGGGGCUGUCUCAAAGAGCACAUGUGAAGCCCAAGCAAUCAAUUGCAGGCAGAUAAAUUAUUCUACCCCGCAUGCAAAGAAGGUAUAAGGUGUCCAAGUGCUGGAUUGCCUUUGUAAUGCGUUUCAUCCUGCAAAAACAUGAGAGUGUUUCUGUAGCAAAGGAGGGUAGUCUUUGAUGUCUUUGAUGAGGCUCCUUUGCUGACAAGCCCUUUCUCUCUCUCUCCUGGCAGGAGGUGAUGUCUGAUCUGGAAGAGAGCAAGUAUCAGAAUGCGGAGCUGCGGCUCUCCAUCUAUGGCCGAGCCCGUGACGAGUGGGACAAGCUGGCCAAGUGGGCUGUGGCUCACAAAGUGCACUCCAACAACGUGCGCUGGCUGGUGCAGGUGCCUCGCCUCUUGUGAGUGACAAUUCCCCCCCCCCCCCGUGUUAUUCCAGGAAGGGGAGCCAACCUUUGGCAGGGGAAACAGCCUCCAAGCUACGGGUACUUCGCUGUGCUGCCUUAUGUGGCUUGAAUUGAUCGCAGUAUUUUCUCCUAGUCAUAUGGAGGAGAAACAUAGCUACAUUUUCUAUUUUAGCAAAGUGUAGCAAGCUGCUGGGAUUAUUAGAAAGGGUUUUGCGAGGGCUAGAGGGGUAGAAUCUGUUGUGCUGGCGGGAUUGGGGGGUUUGAAGACCCCUGCAGCUGUUGUAUUGAGAACUAGGCAAUAGCUACCCCAGUAGUUAAGGUGGAAUCUGAAAUGGAAGAGUUGGGAAAGCUUGUUCCGUAAGCAGAAUCUUGCUCCUGCGGCUCUUGUUUCUGCACCUUUCCCUCACCCGCAAAGCAAUCUGGGUACCAAAACAACAGCAGAAAAUCCCUGAUCUCUCAUAGGCACCUGCAUGAGGUUCUUUUCCUCUGCUGUUUUGGCACCCAGAUUGUGGAGUAGCCUCCUUAUAAAGGGACACAUCUUGCCCCUUUUAUUUUGCAUUUAUAAAAGAAUGGUGAAAACUGUGCUGCCUGAGCAGGUAUUCUUUAGGCAAGGUCUCCAAAGCAGCAAUCUUACAUGCACUUACUUGCAUGGAAUUCAGUAGGACUGAUUAAAACAAAACAAAACACCAGCUCAUAAAAUUAGCAGAUUACUUACCAACGCCAGUAAAUGAACAAGCUGCCACUAGCUGCCUGGCAACAGCAAAUUUCUUGAAUGAAUAAAUCAAUAAUGUCAGUUAACUGCUGUCAUGCAGGUGGCAGUUUCUGCCUUUGUUCUCCCAGCUUAUCAAAGUCCACUUUGCUUCCUGUUCUCUCCUCCUCUGUCUGCUUCCUCCCCUGCUCAGUUAGGUCUCUCCCUUCAGCUCCUUCCCUCUCUGCCGCCUUUCCCUUGGUUCCCAGCUUGCUCUCUCCUUGCAGCCCCCGCCAGGUCCUUCCUUAACACUGUGUAGCCACGGAUGUGAUUGGCCCGCAAACGUACCUUAUAUUGCAGCUGCUCUUAUCAUUGCUUUCCUGUUGCUUCUCUGAUAUGGUGUUAGUAUAUUCUGCUCCCUCCCACCCUCUUAAUUUAUGGUUUAAGACAAAGUAAACAAAGCUGCCAAGCUGCUUUAAUGGAGAAAAGUGGGCUACGCAUCAUAUAACUACGUCCAUUUAUUCCUUAGCUGGUGCCCAUAAUUUUCUUUUUGCUUGUUUGACUGAUGGAUAAAACUAAAUUGACGAGGAACUCGGAGGACUUUGUUUUGAUGGAUCUGUGCUUGGGGCUUUAGCUGUGCUUGCUUGUAAUCCUAGCUUAGCAGGAGAGCGCACUCGAAGCUUAGCUGCCCAGCUACACUAUCAACACAGCUUGCAAGCCCUUCAGAUAGGGUUGCACGUUCUAAGCUGAACACCUGUUCCGCUGGCUGGGGGAAGUGAAUGAAAAGCCUCCCUGUCUGAAUAGAGCAACAGAGUGAGUGCGCCAGCGAUCUUUCAGGUGACAAUGCAAAGAACAGGGCCUGGUGGGCACCUGAGGAGUGCAACAUGCUGAGUUUCUUAAAUUGUGCAGAGACUAGAGUAAGCUGGGAUUUUCUAAAAAGAAAGCUAUGAAAGGGAAGCAAGCCCAACAUUCUUGGGGCUCAGUGGUAGAGCAACUGCUUUGCCAUGUAGAAGGGCCAGGGUUAAAUCUACAGUAUCUCCAGGUAGAGCUGAGCGAAAUCCCUGUGUGAAACCCUGGGGAGCUGCUGCCAGUCAGUGUAGACAGUACUGAGCUAGAUGGACCAAGGGUCUGGCUUGGAAUAAGGCAGCUUCAACCCCCAGCACCUCUAAAUAAAAUGAUUAGGUAGCAGGCCACUCUCUGCUCUGGAGCACUGCAGCUGCUGAUCAGAGGCUAUAAUAAUGGGCUAGAUGGGCAGCUAGUCUGAUGUAUUAUAAAGAAGUUCCCUGUGUUCUUAUGGAUUAAAGAUAACAGGAAGCCAUGCAAAUGCUGCUUUGGAAGUCGAUGAUGAUACUUAGAAUUUGUGUAGUGCUGUAGGGUGCCCAAAGUAUUUCACAUACAUUAUCUUGGUUAUCCCUACAACCCUGUUUAGUAGAGUCUGUAUUUUAAGUUGAUAUUAGGGCAGGAGAAAGUUCAGCAUUUUGUAAUGAGGUAUUCUUGAAAUACCGGGGGGGGGGGCGGGGCGGUCAGCAAACACUUGUUCCUAAAAAAAUAGUUGUUUUGUUUUUCAUUUUUAUUUAAAAACAUAUAUUAAGAGAAUUUCAAUUGGAAGUUUAAUAAAAAGAUAUAAUAUAGAUCACUAGCUGUAAUCAGUUUCAAUUCCAUACAUUAGUAUUUACAUAAAUACAUAAUGUUAUUAUCCUAAUACUUAAUGUUAUUGUCCUAAAAAAGAGUUGUUGUCCACAAGGAAGAAAAGAGAAGAAAUCUGUUACAAUAUUUAACAAGCAGCCUGCCUCAGCAAAGAAAGGAGAAGAUACAUAGUAUACCAUCAUGUUUUAACCAAAGCAAUGAAUUGGGGAGAGAUACACUAAUGCUUAUGGUCAUGCCCCCCCACUUUUUUUGCAAGGAUAUAUUUUGGAUCAAGUUUUUGCAAGCUUGUGUUUUGGAUCACAUUCUUAAGACCAUUGCCUAACAGUCCCUGAAGCUGUUGGCAAACUCUGAGAAUGUAGCUGUUAAUUAUACUGUUUCAGUCCUAGUUUGCUCAGCACUUGAUUACAGGACAGAUGUGUGUCCAGGCCACAACAUGCUUCUUUAUGUCCCAAACAGUCAAAUUCUUUAGGUCAAAUGUUACUAUCUGAAUAUUCAAAUGGCUCUGUUGUUUUAAAUUUUCUGCUAACUCCAGUGAUUUUAAAUUCCUCUUCUAAGUAGCUUCCAGCGAUGGCUUUGGAUUUUUCUAAGUGGUUUACUGUAGUAUCAAAACCAUCUAGACUAGUUCCACAGUCAUAAAUUUAUAGCCGUUUUUUCAAAUGUCAUUUCUUUUGAUAAUAUGCCAUUCUAAUCAGUGGAGCUCAGAAUUGUGAUCCCAUAUUGCAAAUGGGGGAGGUGUGGUGUGGUUUGGGACUAAGAGGGUGUGGCUCACCUAAGGCCACCUAACAGAUUUAUGGCAGAGGUGAGAUUUGAACUAGGGUCACAAUACUGCCUUAGGUCUUACUCUGGCCAAAUGGCAUGUGGAGUGGCUCACUCAGCCCCUGCAAGUGAUAACCCUCUGGUGAACUGCAGAAUAUGGAGAUUUCUGCAAAGGCCUGUGUCUUAAGCUUCUGUGAAUGACAACUAUGCCCUCCGUGUCUCUCUGCUUCCGACAGCGAUGUGUACAAGACAAAGAAGCAGCUGGCCAACUUCCAGGAGAUGCUGGAGAACAUCUUCUUGCCCCUCUUCGAAGCUACGAUCCACCCUGCCAGCCACCCGGAGCUGCACCUCUUCUUGGAGCACGUAAGUUCUGCCACCAAAAAAAGGCUGGCUGAUCUGGUGUGGCUUCCUAAGGGGAAGACUGGCGAGGUCUCUAGAUUUGGAACAGGCUAAAGGGAUAGCUAUAUACCUUUGGAUUAUGUUUUUAUAUGUGGGGCUUGGGCACUCAGUCUUGGGGGACUGACUUUGGCUUGGUUGGAAAUGGCUUUACGCCAGAUCUUAAGCCAUUUGAACCUUCAGUCUUAGCAUUUCGGUCUUAGCUAUGAAACAGACUUGCCUCUGCUUUCUCAGAGAAGGCUCUUGAGGAUGAGCAUCUCCUUAAGCACCUGUAUAGCAGGUUUUCUGCAUGGAGCGAGAGGAUUCAGAAAAAUCCUUAGUUUUCUGCAUGGAGCAGAAAAUCCUUAGAUAAGUGGGACCAUCUCAUCCUCACUCUCUGUCUCUCUCUCUCCUUCCUUUCCCUCGGCUUCUUGAUGGGCAGGUGGAUGGAUUUGACAGCGUGGAUGACGAAUCAAAGCCAGAGCACCACAUCUUCAACUUAGACAGCCCCUUGCCUGGGAACUGGGUGGAGGAGGACAACCCACCCUAUUCCUACUACCUUUACUACACAUAUGCUAACAUGGUGGUUCUGAAUCACCUGCGCAGGUAGGAGGCUCUCUUCUUCCCUCCCCCCCACCCCGCAGUAUACAUGGAUGAGACUCCAGAAUGCUAGCUCCACAGGCAAAAGUGGGGAACCUUUACAGCCCAAGGGCCACAUUCCCUUUGGACAGCCACGUGUCUGUGGUGGGUGAGGCCAGAGGCAAAAGCGGGUUUUGCCUUUGUACAGUAGACUGGUUUCUGCCCCUGCAUGCCCGUCUCUGUUCUCCAUCCAGAGAAGCAUCCAUUCCUGCCUACGUCAAAGAGGCAGUGUGACCUGAGCAGAGCCCCCAGAGCCGGACAGAGAGGUCUAGAGGCCUGAGGUUCCCCAGUCCUGUUCCUUUAAGGCUCUUUGCGCAACCUCCUGAGCCAAGUCUCCUUGGGUGCCUGCUGACUGAGCACGCAGCACUGUGCCCUAUUAGAUAAGCAGGUUCACAGAGCCCUUGGAGGUGGCUGCUGGGUUUUGUGUUAGCUUCACACCUUCGAUGUUGUUGCUUGGAUCCCAGUUCCCAUUCCACUUCUCAUUCUAACGGCUCAUCGCCUACUCCUCCUACAGAAAGACACUGCUGCCAGUAAUGGAUGAAAUUCAAAGACUAUUUAGUUAAAUAUGCUAAGAUAACUUAAUUGGAAAAACUUGCAAAUACCAGAUAGGCCUAGGAUUGAAAUAUGUGAUGUUAGAGAAUAAUAUAGAAUCAUAGAAUCAUAGAGUUGGAAGAGACCACAAGGGCCAUCGAGUCCAACCCCCUGCCAAGCAGGAAACACCAUCAGAGCACUCCUGACAUAUGGUCGUCAAGCCUCUGCUUAAAGACCUCCAAAGAAGGAGACUCCACCACACUCCUUGGCAGCAAAUUCCACUGUCGAACAGCUCUUACUGUCAGGAAGUUCUUCCUAAUGUUUAGGUGGAAUCUUCUUUCUUGUAGUUUGGAUCCAUUGCUCCGUGUCCGCUUCUCCGGAGCAGCAGAAAACAACCUUUCUCCCUCCUUAAAGUUAAAAUGAAAAGAAAGAAAGAUGUUAAGUGAUUAAGUUAAUUUUAUGAGAAAAUUGGUUUUGGAAAACUGUUACAAUGAAAAACACUGAAAUUCAGCUAGGGGGAUUUGAGAAAGUCACUUAACAAUGUUACUGAGAUUGGAUUAAGUACAGUUAAGGUGUUUGUUUGUUUGUUUGUUUGUUUGUUUGUUUAAAAAUCUUGGAAAAUCAAUUUAAAAAAUUUGGAUAAAAAAUAAAAGAAAGACACUGCUGCCAGUUAGCUACCAAGUUCAAGAUGCCGGUCUUGGUGCAUAAAGCCCUUUACAGCUUGGGAGCAGGAUACCUGAAAGAUCGCCUCAACCCUUAUAUACCCAGUCAAUCAAUUUGUUCUGCAGCUGAGGGCCUUCUGCAAGAUGCCAUUUUAUCAGGAAGUCCGCUCAAUAUAGGAAUCGGAACUUUCGUGUUGUUGCACCUACACUUUGGAAUUCCCUCCCCAUGUACACUGAACAGGUUCCAUUUCCGUUGUCUUUUUAGGCAUCUAUUGAAGACCAUCCUCCUUCAAAAAGCCUUUUAAGCUGAGAUUGGUCCUAACCUGCAUCUGUGUUAGAAUAGUUUUGAAGAUGCUUUUAUUGUUUUAUCACUUGUUGUUUGUCACCCUGGGCUCCCUGGGGAGGAUAUAAAUGUAAUAAAUAGGCAGAUAAAAUGAAGGCACUAUACAGUGACACUGAACUGUGUGUUUUGCCGCUGGUUCUCUAGGAAGAGAGGCUUUCACACCUUCGUGCUGCGCCCCCACUGUGGAGAGGCAGGGCCCAUCCACCAUCUGGUAUCUGGUUUCAUGCUGUCUGAGAACAUAUCACAUGGCCUCCUGCUCCGCAAGGUGAGAGUAAGAAGGGGAGGGGGGCACACCUGGAAAACGAGAGCGUGUGUGCCCAUGUGCAAACUCGGUGGCAGAGCACAUGCAGAAGCUUCCAGGUUCAGUUCCUGGCAUCUCAUGAGCCUUCUGCACUUGUUGAAGGAGGCACAUCCUGGGUAUUGCUGCUCUUCACUUCUGAGCCAAGGAUUUGACGAAGCUCAACACUCCCCAGAUGUGCUGCCCAGCUCCUAAACCUGCAUUUCUUCCAUAGGCACCUGUGCUGCAGUACCUCUACUACCUGGCCCAGAUUGGCAUUGCCAUGUCCCCACUCAGCAAUAACAGCCUCUUCUUAAGCUACCAUCGAAACCCUCUGCCAGAGUACCUCUCUCGGGGCCUCAUGGUCUCCCUGUCCACAGAUGACCCACUGCAGUUCCACUUCACUAAGGUGAGUGCGAUGUCGCGGAGGCCAAGUGAGGCCAUGACCCUGUGGCAGAUGGCAUCCAUUUACCUGUCUCGUGUAACUUCUGACCUUGCAAAAAAAAAAAACCCACAAAAAACCACUACCCACUCCAAGCAAAAUGCUUUUUUGACAAGCCUUUCCUUCUUGUAAAGUUUGUAUGAAUCUGUAUUCCACUGGUUCUUUUCAAAGAAUUCUAGAGUUGGAAGGUACCCCCAGUCCAACCCCCUUCAAUGCAGAAAUCACAAUGAAAGCAUCCCUGACAGAUGGCCAUCCAAUUUCUGCUUUAAAGCCUCUGUUAAAGGAGAGAGUGCCACCUUCCAGGGCAGUGUGCUCUACUGUCGAACAGCAAUUAGUGUCAGAAUGUCCUUCCUAAUUGGAAUCUCCUUUCUUGUACCUUUAAUCCAUUGGUUGGGUUCUUUCCAUUCCACUAAGCUUCUGUUAUUCCCACUAUAGCAAUCUUCUCCUUUUAGCGGCAAGCAUUCCAGUUCCUUCCCCCACCGCAACCCCCAACUUGGCUUGGAAGCUCUCACAGUAUUAUCACAUUUCUUCCGUUUCCCCCUGAGGUCCUUUGGCUGCUUCUCCCAUCCUGCUCUGUUCUUGUUGCCUAAUUCUACUAACUUGGAUGCUCAGAAACAUUUUCACCCUCACCCUGAAGCAGAUGCUUCCCAGCUCCUGUUGGCUUUUCCCUAGGAGCGUCAGUUUAAAAUCUGCUUGGAAUGUUUCUGAUAAGUUACAUCUUAGUUCACAUAGAGCCUAGGCCUUUUUGCAGAGGUCUGGCAUGCCCCAAGACAUUCCCUAGUGCCUAAGAAGUGCCAAAGCUCUUCUCCAAAUACCUCAUCCAUGCACUGAAUCUCCUACACCCCCCUGCCAGCUCGCCUACAUAUGGAAUGGGUAGCAUUUCAGAGCAAGCUACCUUGGAGAAGCCCUACAUUUCACCUUCCUACCUAGCCAGAUGAAUUGAUAGCAGUCAGUUAAAUGUCUUUUCUGCAUGACAGACGCUUAUAGAACUUGGAUCUGAGGGCUGGGACCUUGUGGAAGACUUCAGAAGUAACUUUAGCAACUGUUCUUGGCUGGAGGGGGGGCGGGAAUCAUAUUCUGUCUCCAUUUUGGUCAUAUAUGUACAUUUCUUGGGUUCCACUUUGUAGGCAGAUUUUCCUUUUAAUUCCUUUUCUGCUUGCGCAAGCACAGAGUAAGUUCCUCUCAACAAGUCAGCACAAAUGCUGCCACCUAGUGACUGUUCAGUUGUCUGGACAGAUGCCUGUCCACUACAGCUGUCAGAGCAAGAAUGUAGUAGUCAGCCUGUAGUGUUGAGCUUGAUUCAGCCUGGAGGGAUAGUAGCGGAAGGCCAGGCCAGGGUUACAACUGAACUUUAUUUGCAGGAGAUGUUGCUUCAGCUGUCUGCAUCUUUUCAGCUAUAUUCGCCGCAUGCCGUUGUCCUAAUUUUCCUAGUACAUGCUGUUCUCCUAAUUGUCUAGUGCAGAGAAAUUGUGGUAGGGUAGCCAGAAUAUGCCCCAUGAUCUCAUAAAUAUCACACUCCUACCCAUCCGAUCCAGUGUGCACCAGAAUCUCCAAACCCAGCUCAGUGGCAUGUCUUAAUGCUCUUUAUAUACAAACAGAGGGUGCAAGUAGGUUACUUUAGACUCUGGAGUUUAUGUGGAGGUGCCCUUUUUUGAAGACAAUGUGUAUAACUUCGCUGCUUUCAAAAUGUGGUCAGACAGCCCUGCUUCAUUGGGAGACCCUCCUGCUUGUUCUUCUGAGUGGGACCCUAGACACCUGAUGGGGCCACUGUAUGUUCUCAUCUGCAAUAUAGUCCAUGAUGCAGCCUGACUGACAAAACCAUCUCUUACAGGAACCCCUGAUGGAAGAGUACAGCAUCGCCACACAGGUUUGGAAGCUCAGCUCCUGUGAUAUGUGUGAACUUGCACGCAACAGUGUGCUCAUGAGUGGCUUCUCCCACAAGGUAACGCUACAUCUUUUUUCCCCCUGAAAAGAGGUUGCCUUUGUUCCCUAAACUCUCAGAGAAUACAGUACACAAGAAUACCCCAGCAACUCCCUUCUGUAUCGGUUCAUGGCCGGAUGUCUCCAGCUUUGGAAAUUUAAGAUCAGUUUAGAACUGCCUCCUGCCCAGCUGUGCCUUUACACAAACAUGAACAUGCUCCAGCUGAAGAUCUUUGUAUUUGUCAUGUGACAACUGGGCUCUGUGAAAGGCAGUGGCUGGGAUCAGGCCCAGAGGGUCUCUUCUCAGCCCAAUUCCUUCCACUCUGUGGCCUUUUCUGCAGCAUGACCGCUUCUGAAAGGGGAGAAAUUGAGCUCAGAAGGAGUUGUGUCAUGAGGUGAAUAUUCUGUAACCUCCCUGCUCCUCUCCGGACUUUGUGACCCUUUAAGUUUAAGUAAUGAAGGAUCUGUCCUCCUGGUUGUCAAUAAGACCCUGGUGGAUGGGAGAGGGAAUUGAUUUUGGAUAAUGCUGUCCCUGUGGCCUCUUGAGCUCAAUUUCUCCCAACUCAAUACCACUGCAGUCCUUUUAUGUGAAAGAAGUCCCCCUCCUUACCAAAAGGAUUCUUCUUCCAGUCCAGGCCAGCUGAGAGCCGCUCACAUUUUCUGCCCCUGUGGGAUUUGAAAAGGCAGGAAUCAAAGAGUGGUUCUAAUCUGUCUCCUCCUCUGCCCUUGUUAGGUUUUGAGAUGUCUUCACAAAGAUAUCCUACUUUUGCAAUAUAAGGAAUUGUUUCACCCUGGAGUGUUCCUGUUCAGGAUUCCUGCCAUUUUCAAGGGUGCUCCAUUCCAUCCAUCCCCCCCCCGAUUUUCAAGUUCUACCCAUCCACCCAGUAGUCAGUCGCUAUUCUGUGCUCAUUGAGCAUGUUCAGUCCUUAAUCAGCUGUUUUUAUUCUUGCAUUACCCAUUCGGGUUUGUACUUCUCCAAAACAUUGACAUUUCACCCCCAGGUCUGCUGAUAACCUGUCUUUGGUAUGUGGAAGGUGCCAUUUUGGCCUCAUAAGGAAUGGCACUCAGAGGACAAGUUCUCUCUUAGGGUAUAGAGAACCAUAAAUGUAGCUGCCUUUCUUUUCUUUUGCAAAAGUUGCAUUUUAGCCUUGAUGAGAAACUAUAGAGAUGUAGCCCAUUAUCCUAGCAGCCUAGAAGUAGGCUCAGUUUUGUUGCCAGCUCUUUACAGCUUCCACAGGGCUUUGUUUUCUAAGGUUUCUUUUCUUAAAGAUUUCUUAAAGACAGACAAAGGUAUUCUGGGAUUUUAUGCUUAGUGCUAGCCUUGAUUAAAGUGCUCAUGGGUUACCAUGCAGUUGAAUGGCACAGUGGAAAAGCAUAAGUUGUCACUUGUCCUAACAAUGGAUGGGUCUCUUUCUUCUUUGCCCAGGUGAAGAGCCAGUGGCUUGGGCACAACUACCACAAGGAGGGUCCUGAGGGCAACGACAUCCGGCGCACCAACGUGCCAGACAUCCGGGUGGCCUAUCGCUAUGAGACACUUUCCCAGGAACUGACCCUCAUCACGCAGGCUGUGCAGACGGAGGAACUGGAGACCAUCCAGGAGGAAGACCUUCUGACUAUGAGCUCCAGCCUGGAUGCUCGCUGAAGAAUGGCCGGCUCACAAUCUCCCCUCCAUCCCCUUCUUGGCCUGCCAAGGUGGGGCUGUCCUACAAGCAUGAAGAGACCCUGACCAACCCACCCACCUCACCCCGGCCCCACGGACCGUUUUAAUUUCCUGUUGUGUUUUUGUUUUUAAGCAUCUUGUUAUCUUCUGUUAUCUCCUGGGAAGGCAUUAAUGGGUUGGGGGUUUUUUUGCGCUUGGUAACCUGCUGGGGCAAUGGAGGCGGGGGUGUCAGAGAAAUUCCUUUUGGGGGUCUCUAGAAUGAGUUCUAGAAAGGGGGAAGAACAUCCUGCAGAUGUUGGCAGUGCUGUUUUUGAGCAGAGGCUGGACAGCAAAGAGUAAGGCUGUGGCAGAGACCUGCUGAGUGAACCUUAGAGGCGCCUGGCAACAGUUGCAUGGAGGCCAAAUGAAGCACCAGCAUGGAAGCAUGUGUCCCAGUUGUAUUUGGAAUGAGAUGCUGUGAGUGUUUGUGUGGCUCUGCCAAGGGAUAGAGCAGAGUGGUGGUGCCUUCUGCUACGUUGGAUUUUUGUUUGUCCUCUGUUUGGCUGCUGGCAGCUGGAGUUUCUGAUUGGCCAAUAAAGCAUCCUCUCUAUCUCUAUUUCUCUUUGGUUAGGCAGCCCUGCCUUUUAUUAUCAGAGCAGCAUGUUGGCGCAGCUCUCCCAUGCUGCAGCCUCCAGUGCACAGCGUGGCAACGUGGUGAGAGUCUUUUCUGUCUCAAGCCCUUAAACUCUGGUGUCUUUUGCUUGGGGAAAGCGCCAGUUCUCAACGCCCCUGCCUUGGGAGGCAAACUACUGUGAGUGGCUGGGGAAUAGUGGGCCUUCGAGUCUAGCCCAGCAGGAUAAAGAGAAAGUAGCCUGCCAGGUAACUGGCAUAUUUAGCAUUUGUCUGUCCCUCUCUACAAUCAUGUAUCAAAGAGGUCUUUAUCUAAGUGUAACAAGAGGAACACCCAUCCUGGCAGGAGCUUUUGCCUUAAGGUUGAAAUGGAUGUGACAUGGGCGUUCUGUGAUCAGCCAUCUUGAGUAUUCCUUUAUUUAUGUCCUUUUGAAACAAAAAAACACCUUAAACAUCUGUUUUUGGUUGGAUCAGUGUCACUGAGAGUGCAUGUGUUAAUCCAUUUAUCUGAUCUAAACUGGUGCCCUCCCCUCACCCCACAAGCCACCCUUAGCCCAGGAGCAGGGCAAAAAACAAUAUCUGCAUCAUAUUUAUAUUAUUUUCUUGGAACAUUUCUGCUGUUUGGGGAGUAGAUCAGCAAAAUGGUGCCCACUUCAGUAUUGCUGUUUGUUCCAAACAAAAUCUGACUCCUCCCUGGAGCUGCUCUAGAAUAGCAUUGUUGUUUUUAAACCCCACCCUGUUGGGUCAAAGAGCGGUUUCUUGUCAAUUGCUUGAGCUUGGGGAGAGCCGUUAGCUCUCAGUAUGCCUUGCCACGCUUGGGCAUAGACCACGUGGGCAACCUCCUUUGUCCUUUGCAUUGGGUUGAGAACAGCCUCUUGUGUCUGCCCUUGCAUAAUGCAUAUGUACGUCAAGAUCUUCUUUCUACAUUUGGCAAGUAAAUGUGCCAUAGAAAUAGUUUAGCUUUCUCACCAGCAAAGUUGCUGCUGUUCUGGGAACUGACUUUGAUGCCUCCUGCUUAUUGCGAAUGGGUAAUGAAUCUCAAGGAGGCAACAGGCAGUAACUUAUACUUCCUGCUGAAGCCAUGUGACUCAAAAUGGAAACGCGCAGAAGAACAUGGAUCCGUGCCUUUCCCAGCUCUCCAUUUUGAGUCCCGCCCUGUGAAAGGUUCAUAACGGUUAGAAGGCUCUCCUCCACAGAUCUCUGGCCAAGCUGUUCACCAUCACAUAGCUUGUGAAGCUUGGUUGUGGGCAGCUCACCAUCCUUGACAUAUUGGGCCUCUGUGGCCCCCUUAGCAGUCUGUGUGCAACUAGUCGCAGUAAGGAAUUCCUCGUGAGCACAGCCGCUUGGAGUAGAAGACCAGUCUCAGACAGUGCUCACUCCUUUCAGACUCUCGGGCAAAGUCUACAUUGCUCACGAACAAAGGCUUCUCGGUGGUGAGUCGAUUGCACGGUGCCACCUCUCCCUUGCUGUUGCCAAGGCACUUUUGACCUUGUAGUUGCAAGCAGCUUUGAUUCAAUGGAAAAAUGCGUUUGCUAAACAUUAGAUGGGCAGCAGCAAUAGAAAUGGGGUUUUUAUUUUUUCUAAGGUUGGGCAGGGAGCUUGCGGAGCCCUCCCUCUAGGCUGCUGUGGACCAAAAUCUGAAGAUCCAUACUGCAGCCAGUGCCUUGCUUAAAGUAGUACAUGGAGUGUGCCAAGACUGGGUAGAUUUCCCCUUGAGCUUCUACCUCUGAAACAGGCACUUGCUCUCCUUUGUGUCCGUGUGUGUACAAGAGGGACAGGGAGAAUUCUUAAAGGGUCAAAAUGUUUUCUUUGUAUGACUGGCAUCUCACCUCCAUGGCCUGAAAGGGGGAAACCUUUUUUUCUUUCCUCCCCUACCUCUGUGCUUUUGUUUGGGUACUCUGAGAGGGCAGUGGAGGUGUUUUGCCUUGGUUUCAGCUAGCCUUGCGGAUCGGAGCCACAGCAUUUUGGUCUGUAUCUUUGUGAAGAUAACGGAAUCUCGACUCAGGGAGUUGAAUGUACCUUGGUCUAUGUCAAGAGGGUUCUCCCCUCCCCACAGAUCCCUCCCUCCUUCCUUCCUUCCUUGCCGCAACCUGCCUUGCUUCUCUUUGGUAUCUGGUGCGGCACACACCAUGUUAGUUUUUGCUUUGUUGUCAGAUGGAGAUGAAACCCGUAUCCCCCUGGCAAUCACUGCAUCCUCCUAUCACACUCUUGAUAAUUUUGACGUAGUUUGGAUGAACUAUCUGCUUGUCUGUGCUGAAAUGUGAUGUUAAAAAUCCUAUCAAACAUGAGCAUGAUCCAUCAUUAAAGAUUAUUUAAGUAAG